Pelobates cultripes (western spadefoot toad) is the source of this 84042-nucleotide messenger RNA. The record is from the annotation of a GenBank genome assembly. NCBI's taxonomy places the organism in Eukaryota, Metazoa, Chordata, Amphibia, Anura, Pelobatidae.
AUGCCUGGAUUACAUCAAAUGUUAAACACCAUUUACGAGGCUGAUUCCGCUUCUUCUACAGAUGGCAUCAGGCGAGGCGAGCCGGGGCUAAGGUUCGGCCACAAGACCAGUGCCACAGGAGCAGGUAAGGGUCCUACUGUUUUAUUCUGUUUUUUUUUGGGGGAGGGGGUUAACGGAGGUGCAUGGGAAUAGGAAUUAUACUGCUUUUGUCAUCGAAAUCUUUAAGAAUUAGUCAUUAGUGUGGGGAUGGUGUAGGUAUGGAAAUGACAAGAGAAAAAUAAGGAUUCUAUUGUGAUAUAGGGUAUCAGUGCAGUAUGCCCUUGUGCCCUAUGCUAUAAUGUGACGGGCACCAGAAUCUGAGGGGUUUGGAAGUCUGGUCUUUUGUUGUGACUGCCAUCAAAGACUUCUACCCUUUUAGCCUUAUCCUCUGACACUUAAUGACACCUGAUAAUAGACACAUUGGCUCUGUCCACCACAUCUGAGAUGCCAGUUAGACAUUCAAGGCUUAUCAGCCAUUAAGGGUGGUGACAGAUCUGAAUGGAGGCUAUCAUUCACACACUUCAGACUGUCAGGACAGCAGCUCACAUUGAGAGAGUGGACAGUUGACUUUGGGCAUGAAGGGGUGCCAUACAACCUAUAGCCUGCAAGCCCCUGGGUGAAAUUAAAGCAGAAACAGGAUGGACCUGUGACCUCUAAAGCCUGCUUUUCCUGCCCCACAUAGUCUACUGUGCUUUGCAUGAGGAUGUUAACCCCUAUGUGCCAGAGAAAUGUUCGCUUUACACUCCUGCACAUGUAUGAAUAGAUUUGAAAUAAUUAAAGGAGGAAUAGACAACUGGUUGAACCCCAGGUGUUGAUUUAAUAUGGCAAAGCAUCAUGGGAGUUGUAGUUUCACAAAAUCUGAAAAUCUACUAUUUGGUAAUAAAGGAAUUCAAAUAUAUUUGGUAAUAACCUUCAUGUGACCUAUUCAGUCAUGUUUCCCUUUCAGUGCAGCAUAUCUGUUGAAAGCAAAGAGUUUUUUUUAAAGGUGGUAUAUAAUUUACUAAACAGGGAAAUGUUUAUGCCUAAACCCCAUACUUGUUAUAAAGUCCAUGCACAAACAAUAUUGCAAGGCCCCAGUUAUAGUGUAAUCCUUACUGUCUCCCACAGACUUUUUAAAAUUCUAAAUUUCAAACUGUUAAUGUUCCAGUCAGCAUUAACCUCUACAGAUAGGAAACAACAGGCACAAUAUUUUUACAAAUACUUCAAGUAACUUAAAAUACCAAGCACAGGGCACUCUAUGUAUUUUUGGUUAAGUAUUAUCUACAUUUUUUGUUUCUAUCUGUUUAGAAAAAAGGUUUUUAAUGUGUAUGAGAAAUUGAGAAUAGUCUAAGUUCUCCUGACAAAUUUUGAAUUAGAAACCUUUGAUAUUAAUGAGAAUCAAGGGUUAGGUAUUUUUUUUUUUUUUUAACUUCGCAGGUAACGGUGGCCUAAAAACCAACUUAAAAAAUGUAAGCUAACCUACACACAUUGGAUAACAUUCCUAUUCAUCAGAGGUGGAAUUUUCUUUAGAAAUACUUUUUUUAGGGAAAAUGUUAUAAUUUAGUUCUCAUAUUUUAAUGCCAUGUUAUUUAGUGAAUAGGGUUCUUUGCUUGUUUGUGGCCUAAAAUUAUUUGUUAGAAGGGGAGAAAGACACAUGCAAGUCUGUUUGCUAACCCAAACCAUUUUUUCUGCAUAAAUGAUGCUAUUUUAAAUGUGUUAUUUUCAGAACAAAACCAUAAACAAUCUAAAAAAAAAGACUGUAGCAAAUGUGUUAACCGGACACAUCUGUACUACCUAAGAGGUUGAGGAAGUGGUGUGUAUGCAGUGCUCCCUUACCUAAAUGAGUAGCAUAUUCUUGCUAAUGAUUACUCAUAACUAGCCAGAAGGCAAGAAAUACAUUACAUCUGGCAUUGAAUUGGUUAAUGUGUGAUUGACAUGUAACUAACACAUCUGUUAUUGAUCAUUCUAAUAUGCCGAUUAUUGUUUUUUUAAAGUAGCCCUUCAUCAUGUUAGCUCAACCUAUUUCUGUGAAUGGCUUUAACUACAUUAUGACAAAGGGAUAGAUACAUUCCUUUGUAUUAUGAAUUCCCAGGCAAGUUAUUUGUUUCAAAGUGGCUAAAUCAAUACCAUAAAAACAUUAUAUUUCUUUUAAAAAUAUUUUAUUAGCACAUGGUGCAAAAAAAGAAAAAAAAAAGAUAAUCAUUUGGGCUUCUUUCAGAGUCAUUCCUAUGAAAAACUUUGCUUCCAAGAAGUUUGGCUCGGUGUAUCUUUAAGACAUCCUGCAAUAGAGGGCGUGAACAAUACAUGUUGAUACUUUUCAAUCUAUCAGAUUUUAGGCACUUCCUCCUUCGGACAAUUAUUUUUAUUUACAGAACUUCCUGCCCUGGGAGUCUUUUCUAACACAUGCUUGCCUGCACAGUCUGAAUAUGGUAUAUGAAUAGUCCUGCAGCUCUACAUUGCAGCACAUAGCUAUGUAGUAAAAACAUUCAUAAUUGUAACCCUGCAAGUGCCAGGCGGCUGAGCAACGACAUUCUUUAUGCUCGUCUACCGUAGUCAUACUGAACGUAAUCAUUUACAUUUUCACUAUUACAAGGGCUUGUGUAAUAUUAAAAAAAAAAAAACUUAAGAGAAAAUUACACAGUUGUGAAGUAAAAAAUAGUUUGUAGAAUUUACACAAUGCAUUUCAUAGAAUAAAUAUGAUUGCAUUAUACACUAAAUAUUGAUUUGAACAACAAAUCAGAACAGAUAUUUUUGAAAAUAUUUUUUUACAACUCAGUAGUUUUGGUUUUGCUGUUUGGUUUUCAAUCCACCACAAUUCAGUGAAUAAUCCCACAAGAGUGUUUUGUCAGACUUGUCUCGGAGCGAAGUCAUCAUUAAAAUGACUGAGAAAUUAAAGGAAAACUGUCACUAAAAUCUAUAUUUUUUUCUUUGUUCAUAUGUGUUUAUUUGAGCCUUUCUGUGUAAUUUUACAAUUUUUGUGGCGACCUUUUCAUAUUGACUUCUGGAGCACUGGAAUCUUAAGUGAUCUGUGGACCUGAAUGAAGAUCACUAUUGUAUGCCUGGAAUAGUGCGCAUUCACAGUACAAUGAUGUCAGCAGUCAUCGCUAAGUGUGCAUGCACAAUUUAUUCAUUAGAAACCAACUCAAGCUUCAACGCUGAGAUUACUGCAAACGUAGUUUAGAGUUUCCUCUGAUAACCGUGAAAAACAGGUACAAAAUGUUUAUUAUUACACAGAUAUACACAUGCAUUAAAAUAAUUAAUCAGCAUUAAAUCAACACAAAUAAGAUUAGUAAAUUCACAGAAGACUUACUGCCAUGGUUGGGCCCCAGUGCAUCGAGCCAUUUUUGUGUAUUUUAUUACUUUAGGCAGUUAGUCAAUGAGCCCAGCAGUGGUUUAUGCAGUGAACUGUGAAUUGUCAACACAAAUGCUGAUGUUCGUUACAAACUGUAACUGGACAAAAACCGUCAGCUAUUCAAUAAAUGCAAAUCAUUGUCAAAUGUCUGUUUGUCUCCAUGCUUUCAUGCCGCAUACUGUCCAUUUUGGCACGCCAGAAAACAAAAUUACAGGUUGUUCUUUUUUUAUGUGAAUCGCCGUAAUUCUAAUACUCAUCAACAUCUUCUUUGCCCUGCAUUCCUAAGUAAGACCCACAGUGUUAUUCAGGAUCACAGUUAUUCGAUAUAGCCCAAUUGAUCCCUGGCCCAGAAAGCAAGAAUUAUCCGGAAGCAUUCUGGUGCAUUCAGAGGCAAAGGAAACCCACAAAAAAAACAGACAUUGUUCCCAAAAUGAUCGGUGUCUGAAUUUUGCCAUACAGCUUGUAAGUGGACAUGAAUGUUAACUGAAUUUUAGCCUUUCCAGAUUCUACUGGAUGAACAGCUGAAAUCCAGAACGGAUAGAAUACGCAAACAAGCUCAGUCACAUUGGUUUGGGCAAGAGGGACUCAAACUGUGACUCUCCUGAUCUUGUCUUACUCAUUUUAGACCUCCUGACUGCCCUGAAAAUGUGUUGCAGAAUGAGGAUGGAACCGAUUCCUCUGUCUGAAUAGGAGAUUCUAGACACUAUGGUUUCUUGCCUUUUUAUUUUCUGUUUCACAUGGAAGCCCAGGAUUUGCUCAUCAAUAACCACUUUAGCAAUUCUUCUCCAUGGCUUUCGUUUGGGGAAAUUCCAAUAUUUGUCUUUUCUUAAAGUUUGAUGAAUUGCUUUUUUUUUUUUAAAUUCAUUUUCAAUGUAGCUGUCAUGUUUACUGUGAAAUUCAGUUGAAUUGGGAGAAAAACACGAACAGAAUUAACUUGCAUUUUACCAGCCAAUUUUCCAGCUGCAUAUGCAUGUGAAUAUAUCCCAUAGUCUGUUCCUUCUAUUUACGGAAUUAGCUAGCGAUAUGCUUUGAUACACAUUUUGCACUUGUUGAAAUCGUGAUAUAUUUAAAAUUACAAAACAAAUUGUCUUUUGUGAAUUUGACUCCUUGCAUCUCGAACAUGACCUACUUUUCUGUGGUUUAAAGCUACUUUAACAAACGUUAGCAAUUGCAGGCCUGAACUUUCUAACUUUCUUUCAUUGUACUCUUUUUGCAGCCUGUUUUUCUUUGUACUCUUUGUGUUAUGAUAAAAGACUUGAUUUUUGAUACCAGCUUCUACCCAGCUGUAGACUCCUAUGAUAGGCGAGUCUAUUAUUCUGCAUGGUAACCUGCUCAAAUUUCUAAAUACUGCCUCUGAUGAAGAACAAAGGCUGGCUUUUUAAAAAGCACACAUAAAGGACUUGUUCACACAUGCACCUUGGUUGGUAGUGUAUAAUUUAAAUGAACUAAUUAGGAAAUAGAUGCAGAUAUAAAUAGUUUUUUGAUGCUUCUGACAGCUUUUUUCACUUUUACUGCCUAUGUAUACUUCACACAAUGUAUUAAAUGGUUCUCAGAGAGAAGGCGUCUCCUCAGUAACUUUUUCAGUAACCUUUUACUGAGGAUGCAUUGGUUGCGACAUCUCGCAGGGAAUAUAUUAGGAUUGACAAUAAAAUAUUUGCCUGCAAAAUUAUUAAAUUUUUUGUAUAAUGUAUAUUUGUUUUUCAAAACAUCAACAUUUCAAUCCGUUCCAUAUUAAUUAACUUUACCAACAGUUCAGUUAGCUGGAAAUGUACCUUAUAAAGUAGAAGAUCCUGUCAUGGCCCUGUGCUUUCUGAUCAUUCCCCCUAAAAUGCCUGUGUUGUGGGAUGCAGGAAGGUAAAAUAAUCCACUUUAUGGAGGAUCAGGAAUGUUGAAAUCCCACUCAACGUCACUAAACAAACAAACGAUCUUUCAGUAAGUAAAAAAAAAAAAAAUGAAUAAAGAAUGAAGUAAUUUUAUUUACCCAGCCCUAAACAUGUUUGAAUAGUCAAGUCAAUAAGUAAUAAAGCAGAAAGUAUUAAAAUAAACACUGAGCAGGGGAAUCACAACAUAUAAUAAUCUAUUACUCAUCCAAACAAUGACUUUGCCCCUUGCCUUAUCUCUGUAAAAAAGUUAUCAACUAGUUCUAUUUCUGGAACCUUAAUGAAUAAAGAUUAUAGAAGUAAACAAUGCUGCAGUGACUUCCUGUUCGAUGUUUGGUUACAGUGUACUAUUUCCAAUAAUACAAUGCUGUACCAGAUCUUUGACCCAUGGUACACUCGUCAGUCUUGUAUUGUACAUGUAAUAUAGAGCACAGCAGAAGGUAUUUGUCCUUUGUCUGUGCGUAAUAGUGAAAUGAUGAGACCAUAUCAAGUUUUUGUUAUUUUUCUUCUUAACGUAGCAACACAUACUAAAACCGUCAGACACCAUAUUUAAAUAACUUGUAUAUGCGCUUGGGGGAUAAAACGUUAAGUAUAGUCCUGUUCCCAAGAGCAUACGCCAGAUGGCUUUAGCAUACUACAAAUUCCAGUGCCUGCCUUUAGUACAUAGCAUGCUCACUGGAGUCCUGUAGUUCUCAUGAGGCUAACAAAAGGUUUUCUACGACACCAAGUAAGGCCAAAGCUGUGAAUAUGCCCAUUUAAUCAGGAUGGAAAUACUUAAUUAGUAGAAUCUUGAUAAUGUUUGAAAUACCUUUACGACUACAUCUUUAUUUAUUGUUGUUAUUCAUUGUAUUAUUUUGCCUGAAUAUUUAUUAAACGUUUACACUGCAAUAUUAUUUAGCAAAUUAAUUCACUUUUAUUUUAUCAAUGCUUCUUUAAAAAAGAAAACAAAAACCUAUUGUGAAAUGUACAAAAAAGUUUCACAUAGGAAAUACUGGUUAUUACUGUCUCGAGAACCUAAACCCAUUCACAUGAGUCUGAUCAUAAAGAUGAAGAACACUGUAGGGCUUAUUCUCCUUUUAAAAAGGGUAUAUUGCAAAUUAUUGGAUAUUGUCUAGGCAAGACAAAUAGCAAGACACAGUGAACUCUAGAUCACUCCUUACACAGGCAAUACUGGUGUCUCUCAGAGAUGACACUAUCUUAGACAGCUUUCAGUUUGGCAGUUGGGAAAGAUGUAUUCUAACAGAUAGGUGAUUCAAAGGGAAUUUUAAAUUAAAGGCACACUAUAGUCACCAGAACCACUACAGCUUAAAGUAGUGGUUCUGGUGUCUACUCCCUGUCCCUGCAGGCAUUUUUAAUGUAAACACUGCCUUUUCAGAGAAAGUGCUCUGUUUACAUAGCUCCCACUGACACAUCCGAUAGAGGUGCUUCCUGUGUUAGUGCUUCACAGUGUGCAGCACUGGCGUUCAGCCUCUCCACCCUCUGCAUGGAGAUACUGAACCUUCCCCUUAGAAAUGCAUUGAUUCAGUGCAUUUCUAUGAGGAUAUGCUGAUUGGUGCAACGUUUUGACGUGUAUGUGCAAUAGCCUCCCAAUGUUUUUUUAUGGGAAAGCAUUGGAUUGGCUGAGAUUGUCAAAUAUGAUGAUCUAAGCCAAGGAGACGGAGCCAUCCACAGCCAGACUGGGGCCUUGCUGGAAAUAAGGUGAGUAAAAUAACUUUUUAACAGAAGGAAAGGGUUACUGGGGACCUAAAAUGUGUUUUUACAACUAUAAUGUCAGAAAUGCAUUUGUAUUCCUGACACUAUAGUGUUUUUUUUAAAAGUUUAAAUAACCAAACAAAAAAAAUAUCCUAAAUUAGCUAUGCUUUCAGUUCGGCUACUCUGGGAUUAAAUUUGAAAUUCUAUUUGAAUGCAUUUGAAUGCAAUUACCCUGAUAUUAAAAUUCUACAAGUUAACAGUAGAAACAACUAAAAAGAUGUUUAGCAUGGUUGAUGAGAUAUUGAAAGUGAUUGUAAGGCCAUUUGAGCAGGGUCCUCAGCAACCUCUUGUUUCUUGUUUUACUUGUUUGUUUCAAAGUUGUUUUCAGAUAUACGCUCACAUUAAAAUUGUAAAGUGCUGAAGAAUAGGUUGGCUUUAUAUAAAAGCCAAUAAUAAUAAUAGAAAUGUAGAAUUAAUCGCUGGGUUCUAAUGUUGAUUUCAUUAUACAUAAUUCAUUUCUUGAUGGAUUCUUUAAAACAGGGUCAGCCAAAAAAAAAAAAAAAACAGAGGCAGUGAAAAGGUAGGCUCACAGCUGUUGUAGAACUACAGCUCCCAUGAUGCUUUGCUACCCUUAAGGCUCCUACCAUAAAAUAAAACCCCACAGUAGGAAUUUCCAUCCCAGCCGUUGAAGCAGAGGGAAUGUUUUGUUUGUUUGUUUCUAGACUGAACAUUAAAGGGUUAAAUAGAGAUUUCUGUGUGUGUGUGUGUGUUAAGUAUGGAGAGUUAGAAAAUCUUUUUUUGGUUUUGUAUAAACAGGUUAUUUGAAGCCUGCCGUGUGCUCACCUCUAGAUCUUCCCAAGAGAUUGUGGGUCAUGUCUGCAAAGCAGAGCACACAGCUGUUUAGCAGUUACCUAAAUGCUGCGUGUCGGUUUUAGAUACCCAACGAUGUCAGCACACUUGUACCUCCACCAAUAGGCUUUUUACUCUGCAUAUACGCUGAUUAUAUCUAGCAGGCCAAGUGUAAAAAAAAAAAUGAACACAAAACAAAAAAACCCCAGAACAAAUUUAGAACUAGUGACUUUCUCACAUCCGAUACUGGUAUACUGGUAUAUACCGGUAAGAGACAAUGUCCUUACCACAACAUUAAUCAUUCAUUCUAUCAGAUAGGGCUUUAAAAUGCUUCCCAGCAGUGUGUGGGACUCCUCUAUUCUUGGUGUGAAAUCACUUUCUUUGUAAUCCUGCCUGGUUGUUAAUGAAAUGAUGUCAUAUUCUGCAGUGCACCUUAUGAAUUACACAUUCGGCAAGGCAGCAUUUUCAUGCCGUUCCCCACGGAAUAAAGAAAUGACAAUUAUCCGAGCAAAACUCUUUUCCAGCUGUGCUAUUUUGCCUAACAUUUGUUCCCCCCCUUUACACUGAAUAAACCUUAACUGAUAUUUGACGUCAACUCCCAACUACUGCAACAUGACUAUACCUUGCUGAACAUAAUGAUAGUUGCAGAACAAAAAAAAUAAGUUCUUCAGUUUUCCAAUGCUAUGUUUAAAGUAGGUCCCUCGCCCUCCCUGAACACACAUUUAUUGCCUCUAUUGAUUACUAAACUUCACUUCAUCUGAACAAAAACUUUGUUCAGGUAGUAAAUAUUCGGAAAAAUCUACAGAGAGUGAAAAUGUGCCAAUCAGUGUACUGCAAAAUAUAUGUAAUAAUAUAGGUAUUAUGUAUAUAUUUUGUAUUACAACGGUGCAUUUCAUGCCAUUUGGUUCAUAGAGCACGUGAGGAAAAAAGAGGAUGAGCAGUAAUGUAUAAUUUUAUAUGUAUAUAUUUAAUAAAUACUGUAUAUAAUAUAUAAAUAUAGAUUUAUUUCAUUUUUUUUAUUCUCCUCUUUUUAUCCCGUCUACUGGCCACUUCUCAAUUGAUCUUGUGAAUAAAACCAACUUUUAAUGGCUGUGCCAUAAAUCAUCUCUUUUUCCAUCAAUCCUUUUUUAUUUGUUUUAUUUUUUGCGUCGCGGAGGGAACUUUGAAUAAUGAGUCAAACAAGCAUGCUUGUCUAUUGUGCAAGUGGUUUGUUUGGUUAUAUGUCCAUAUUGGGCUUUGUAAUUAUGGAAUUCAGAUGAUCCGUCAAUGACCCUAAAUUCUGAUGAACUGCAAUUAAGAUAAAAACCAAUGUGCAAGUCUAUUCAUUAAUGUAUCUACUUGUGAUUAGCAUUUUUUUUGCUCUGUGCUGGUCUGCCAGUAGAUGUUUCUUUGUAUCUAAUCAUAGUGAAUCAGGAAUUAAUUGAAAGGUAAACACUUUUCCAUGAACUGGAGUCCACCCAGUAACCAUCUACCUGCCAUCUGUAUCAGGGUGGUACCUAAUAAUGCAUGAAAUCAAAUGUUGGCUAACAAUACCCUGAAGGUGUUAUAUCCAGUAUUAUCUAAUGAGAUCUAGUAUUAAAGGUUGGGAAAUAUAAUAGUAAACUCAUAGAUGAACACACCCUCUAACACUUUCACAAUUGUUUAUUUGAUCAUCUGCUUAUUUGUUAUUGUAGCACAGUACCUAGGCUGCAAUUGACAUAAUGAUGUUUUCUGCUUAAAAAAAGGGUCUGUAAUUUCUGUCUUGUCAAAUGGAACACAGUGGUUUGGAUUUAAUAGAAAAGUGUCCAAAAAUACUAUCGGUAGUUUUAGUGAUGUCAAACAUUAUUCAUUCCAAGAUUUGUGGACAAAAACAUGCAUAGCAGGGAAUCACGGAAAAUAAACUGCAAUGACUGGAUUGCCAUAAAGUAUGGUGUAUUUCAACCAGGAGCAUAAUUAGGAUGUUUUAAUGAUGUCUGUAACAUGCACAUUGCUAAUUUGUUAUAAAAUGUAAUAUUCAUACCGGAACAUUGUUAAACUAUGCUGCCUGCAUAGUAUUGUCUCGGGUCAAUGAGUGUCUUUCAACAGUGAGUUAAAAUGCCGUGGAUAAUGCUGAAACCGAACGUAAAUUCAUUCUUUUGUUUUGGAAUAUCAUGUUCCAUAGAUAAAGUUACCGGACCAGCCUCUUAACUCAUUGAUAGAUAAUGAGAGGGAUCACACACUACACUGCAUGAGAAAGGUCUGAUCACAUUGCAGACAAAGUGUUAAAUUAUGCUUGUUCUUUAAGGUCUGUUGACCAUACCAGUAAGUGAAAUGUAUAGGCCUUGCACAAAUAAGAUUAGCAAGGUUCCCAAGCUUAGUUGACCCAUGGCACUACAGCUGCUGUUGAACACAAACUCCUUCAUACUUACGGUAGCUGGUAUACCAUAAGACUGUUUUGCCUGCACCUUUCUGCAAAUAUAUUCUGUACCCCAAAUUCUUUACUGGACAAUUCUAGAUGCUGAUAGACAAGGCAUUAAAGUAGGGCUUGACAAUUUUGCUUUGAAUAUAGGAGCCAGCUUAAUAAGUUAGGAGCCAGGUUUUUUUUUUUAACUAUCAAAGCUUUGUUUUAAUGAGAAAAAUUAAAUUCUUAAAGGGACACUAUAGUCACCAGAACCAUUACAUGGGGGGUGCCCAAAAGUUAGAUCCACAGAUGUUGUAGAACUACAAAUCCCAUGGAGCAUCAUGUAAACUGUAGUUUUAAACCAUCUGGAGAUCUACCCUUGGGCGCCCCUGCACUACAGCUUAAUGUAGUAGUUUUGCUGUCUAUAGAAUGCCCGUGUAGGCUUUUCAUUGUAAACACUGUAAAAAAGUGUUUACAUUGCUGCCUAGUAACACCUCUAGUGACAGUCACUCAGAUGGCCACUAGAGGUGAUCCCUAGUCCAGUGCUGCCUACAUUCAGCAUCUUCCAUGGGAAAGCAUUGGAUCAGCAAGAUUGAUUAUCUCAGCCAUUAAGGCUGCAGCAAGACUGGAACGAUGUGAAAUAUACCUUUCCUAUGCGAUUGGAGGGGACACACACACAUAUUCAUUGAAACACAAACACUAACUGACAGACACACACACUCACUCAUAGACACACAUACAUUUUCUCAUACAGUCACAAAUUAUUGUUAUGUGUAUAUAUAUAUAUAUAUAUAUAUAUAUAUAUAUAUAUAUAUAUAUAUAAUUUUAAGUCCACAAACCCUCCCUACCUUUGGGCGAGCUGGAGUAGAUCCUUUCCCUCUGGUCUAGGGGGGAUACUUUCCCUGGGGUCUAGUGUGGCUACUCUGCUCAUCUUAAAGCUGGUCUUGCUCUGCUCUCUCACUCAACGUUUAGUGAUUCCGGGGCUGGAGUGACAUCAUAUUCUGGUUCUCGUGGGCUUGUCUCAGUUCUCCCUCAGCCGGCUGGCUGCUGCCAUACUCAGCCUGCCACCUAAAAUCCUAGGUGGCUGGGAUUUGUCUUGCCCUGCAUCAAAUUACCACUCACACUGCUGGAAGGAAUUCAAUUCAGUCGUCAAGAAUGGAUCUAAACAGAACUGUCAGUUAUCAGAGUAAUCUUGCAUUAUAAGGACAAAGUACAAAGUACCACUUUUUCUUUGCUGUCCACUACCCAUGAAGAAGUGUGUCUAGGAAGAGGUGGUGGAUCAUUACUCAUUAUAAUGGAACUUACACAAGUUACAGCAGAAAUACAAUGUGGCUGUUGCCAACAUGUUUUUAAUAACAAAGUCUGUCUGCAAAUUUAUAAUUCCACAAAUUCUGCCUCAAGGGUACUACAGAAGCCAUGGCUGAGAGCGGUUCUGAACAGCUACAUCUAGUAUAGUAGUUAGAGACAGGUGUGACUAGCUGUUCUCAGAAAUUGCACUUAAUUUUCCAGAGAGAGCUUUCUACACUGCUAAUUAAUUGGUAAGCAAAGCAAUUUUGUCUGGCUUGUUGACAAUGCACAUUCAUUAUAUCAGUGGCUAAUGCAGGUAUCUGCAACUCUGCACGUUUACUCUCUUGCCCUUUGACCUUCUUUGUCCAUAGAAGAGGCCUACUAAUACAUAACAGUUUUUUUUUUUAAAGAAUUGUUUUAAUUGUGUAAAUGCCAAAGGAUGAGCAUCAUAUUACUAAACAAAAAGCUUAAAUCUGCUUUGGUGUGGGGCAGAGAUGGCUAUAUUUAUAUGCACCAUGAAUUUUUGAAACUGCAUGUUCUGUGAGGUUACUAAAGACUUAAAACAGGCUGAGCAUCAUGGGACAUUUAGUUUGUAAACAUGAGUAGUGCCAUAGUUCGCUAUCAUUCCCAUUGUUUAUGUACCAUAACUUGUACUAGAUGUCUAUUUAUCAUAUUUGUUAUAUAGUCCAUGGCCUAGUAGUCUGUAGCUAAUCCUAAUUAUUUAAUAAUUUAUUUUUGUAGAGCAAUUCAGAGAUCAGUUAUUUGCUGAAAGAGAAAUGAAAUUUAAUUUGCUUGGAAAGUGUUUAUUAUAGUGAUAUAUGAUAGUCAAUAUCAUUGAUUAUUAGUAUAUCAUUUUUUUUAGUGCUUACACAGACUGCUUUCUGAACACAUUACUUAAAGGAAUAUUCACAACUGUAUCUAGCCUGGGAUUAUAGAUGGCUUGGAGAAUUUUCACAGAUUUUAGACUUAAUGUUUACAUUUGUAAUUAAAGGACCACUCUAGGCACCCAGACCACUUCAGCUUAAUGAAGUGGUCUGGGUGCCAGGUCCAGCUAGGGUUAACCCAUUUUUUAAUAAACAUAGCAGUUUCAGAGAAACUGCUAUGUUUAUGAAUGGGUUAGGCCUUCCCCCAAAGCCUCUAGCUCUUGCCGCGCGUGCGCAUUCAGCCGACGGGGCGGAACGGAGGAGGAGAGAAGGAGGAGAGCUCCCCGCCCAGCGCUGGAAAAAGGUAAGUUUAAACCCCUUUCCCCCUUCCAGAGCCGGGCGGGAGGGGGACCCUGAGGGUGGGGGCACCCUCAGGGCACUAUAGUGUCAGGAAAACGAGUAUGUUUUCCUGGCACUAUAGUGGUCCUUUAAUUAGAUAACAUUCAGUGGUUUUUGAAUAGCCCUGUAUGACAUUUAUUGCUGUAGAGGAGCCUCAUUAUACACUCAGACACAAUUUACAUUAUUCUAAGUCUUAUUGUUGUAGAAUAACUUUGUGAUACACUCAUACUUGUUUUAUUGCUGUGGAAUUCUGGAAAAUUGGAAAAUUAAUUUACAACAUGUUAGGCAAAUAUAUAGCUAAUCUCCACCAUUCUAGACUUGGCUUUUCUGGUCUAAACGCACAUCAGGUGACUGUACAGUGAGUAAACUCCAAAUAUUUAGAAUUCUGUUGUGUAAAUAGCUACUUAUCCUCUUCAGUUGAUUUCAUGUUCUUUCUUUAUUACAAUAUAAAAUGUACAUCUGGAAGUAACAAAGAGCCAUUGUUCAUAUGCAAUACUAUCCUAAUAAAAUGUUUACCCAGAAUAAUUGGUGAUGUCUACGCAUGAUUACCUAUACCUAAUAUGAUAUCAAGAACUACAUUAAUUUACUUAGGUAAUUACACAUUAUACGGAGAGUUGUAGCACGUUGACAAACAUAGGCAAAAUAUUAGCCGGGUUUGUAAUCUGUUAUGUCCUAAUUUAGCUAUAUUGGUCUAAAUACAUGUGUUACAUGCCUUCAAUAUCAGUAUUGGGCAACCACAGUCUGCAGUUAUUGUUGGAUUGCAACUCUGCCACAAUCAGCCGGCACCCAGAGGCAUGAACUGCCCAACCCUGUCUUAAACAGAGACAUCAUUGAAGUUGAACUUGAUGAACUAGGAUAAAACAUGUGCAUUGGCUUGUUGCUUUUUUGUACGUAUGGGAAAUGUGUUUGUUGAGUCAGAAAACAUAUUUUUCCUUAUUUCAUGUGUAUGUCAGGAGUGAGUGGGCUGUUACUAUGUUUAUUCAAGAUGAGGUUAUACAGACUUCAUAUCUCUGAUAUCAAAAAACAAAUGAUCGUAAGAAUGUUUUUGAAUGUUCACAUUUGUCAGUGCUGCCAGUUGAUCAUUCGUACAGAAUAAAUGAGUAUUUGAGGUAGACAGCAGUCCUACGAAUCUAUAUUUAGUUGUAUUUCCCCAGUACCCCUCACAUCUGGUGUUGAUGUACAUGACAAAACUUCCCCUUUGUACAUUUGGCUCAAUGCUGGAUUUGUUUUGCUCCUGAAUGUCUUUUUUUUCUUUUUUGAGACUUCAUUGUUGUUCGUGUCUCUGUAGGACAAGAGACGCCUGCUGAUGCCUGAUUUCUCUGUAAGAUGAGAGGUAUAUUUAUCAUCUGUUCCUCAGGGAUGUAUGUGCUUUUAGGGUUUCUCGGAAAUCUAUCUGCACACUUUAAAAAACACUUUUAAAAAUAUAUUUCGUAAGCAGGUACUUGUAAAUGUACUAUUUAAUGGAAAUGUGUGAAAUAUCAAAGCGCAGAAAUAAAAUACGACACGUUAGAAUGUUACAUUUAUUCAAGUAAAUGUACAGUUAAAGGAACACUACAUGGUCAGGGAUAUAAAUGUGUUUUCCUGACCCUAUAGUAUUAAAAACACUAUUUAGGUUACCCCCCUCUAAUAUGGCAAAAACUCAUCUUUAUUCCAGUGCCUUGCGGACCUACCAGCGCUGGCCCGCCCUAGGCCCCACCUCUAUGGCCUAAAUCGUCAGAAUUGAUUAUAUCAGUUAAUCCAAUGCAUUCCUAUGGGAAAUUAUUGGAUUGGCUGAGAUUGUCAAUUUUGAUUAUCUCAGCCAAGGAGGCGAGAUGGGAGCACAGCCAAAGACUGCACUGACCAAUCAAUAGAGAUGCAUUGAUUAAAUGCAUCUGAAUGAGAAAUGUUCAGCAUCUCAGAGUGUAGAGACAAUGAAAGACAUGCAGCACACAUCCCAGGAAACACCUCUAAUGGCCAUCUGAGUGACUGCUUGGUAGGUGUCCCUAGCGAGCAAUGUAAGCACUGCCUUUUUUCUGAAAAGGAUGUGCUUACAAGAAAAGGUAAUGCCUGCAUUGAGCUGUAGUUGUUCUAGUGACUAUAGUGUCCUUUAAUAUGAUAAUGAACUUGACUGAGUACCAGUUAUCGGGCAUUGUGCUGCAUUCUGUUUGUGGAUUUUAGGACAUACAUAGGACCUCAAUACACAUCUUUGGCCUCAUUUAAUAUUUUUUGAUAAGCCUUUCCAAAAGGUGACUUCUGUUGAUAAAUCAAUUGGAAAUGUUUUCUAACAGAUUUGAAUAAUUUCAAAAGUGUAUCCAACAUUUUUAUAUCACAGCUUCUGUCUGCUAGUUAAACUCUUCUAUGUUAGCGGUGACUUGGGCUGGUAAACCAGUUAUAGUUAGAGUAGAACUGGAUACAGAAUUCAGAGCAGAGAAAGGCUUUGAUCUCUACCUUGAAUUGAGUUAAGUAAACUUGACAUGAGUCAGCUGACUCUGACUGAGAGCACCAGUAAAGUGUUUGGCAGGAGUGCUGUUUGACUUGGUCUGGUCAUUUCAUGUGAAGACCUGGACUAGAGUCAUCUAGAGUAGUAAUUAUUUUCUACUUCUGGAAUCCAUAAUUGUACAACAAAGUAUCGAUACCACUGAGUAGUAGUGAGAUCAUUCAUGGGCCAAUGAUGAAAAUUACCACUUUAGAAACAAGCUAAGCAAUCAUCCGUGCGUGAACUGGAUCUUACAAAAACAAAUAUAUAUAUAUAUAUAUAUAUAUAUAUAUAUAUAUUUAUUUCUUAGACAUGUGAAAUUGUCCAGAAAGAGUGAGCUAAAAUAUCUUUUAUCCAGGAGCAUUGAGACAAUAUAGUGAUUAUGACAUAGGAAGUUGCUGAACAAGGUAUUUUACUGGAAGCAAACAAUGCAAUACAGAUAACAAAACUCUUGAAGACUUGAUCAUAUACACAUCAAAGGUUUGAAAAGAAUAAUAUAAUAGAAGCUGACAUUAUCGCAAAGUUUUACUAUCUGUUUUUAACUUUGUACACAUUUUAGAUACAUGUGCACUGUAGAAUAACUUUGAAACUGGAUACAUCAUCAAUAUAUCUCUCUUAAAGGGUUUACCCAUUGAUUCAAAGGCCAGUUUGUUACUCCAUGAAAAUGUUAGCCAGGUGUUGCUAGAUUAUUUUCAUGGCUUGGCAGAGGACCAUGGGGUUAAAGUUAAAGAUAAUCUGGGAAUGUAUAGUUUGGAUAUGCUAGCCCUGAUGUGUAUUUGCCUAGUUAUAAUGUAGAAUAAAACAAAAACAAUACUUUCUUUGGAAAAAUAUUGUAUUGGACCUUCUUUGAACAAUAUUUUAAUUCCAUUCUUGACACUGCAUUCCUACUUUAUUUAUUAUGUAUUUAUUAUUUAACUCUCCAUUUAUAUCAUAACAAUAAUAAUAAUAAUAAUUUAUAUCUGUCUAUCAUAAUGGUGGAAGUCAUAAGCAAUUGAUAUAAUUAUUGGGCGUACGCCAGAGGGUUCUGCAACAUCCACUUUUUAGUUUUUUUGAUAAUGGUCAUCAGAAUUCUUCAGUAUCAUUUAUCUUUAUCAUUAAUUUGCAUCUUGCAAAAAAAAAAAUUUAAAAAAAAUUGCAACACAAUUAAUGGUCAAAUAUCAUGCCCACAUUUGCUUGAACUGGUCUGUAUUAAGUUCAGCAUCUUUUUCAAAAGAAAAUAUGGUUGAUCCCAUGGUUACACAGGGGUUCAGUUUUUUUCUGGGUUUAAUUUUAUCAUCUUGAUCAACAGACGUUACAGCCACUUGGUUUGACCGAUGGCUUGACAGAUGGACGAUAACAUGCAAAACAAGAAAGUGGAGCUCGCCCAUCUUCUACUAGGCCAUUCUAGACAUGCUGUGUCAUACUUGUAUUUAGUUAUAAAUUUCCAUUCAUUAAAAACAGAACUGAAAGUGAUAUCACUAUGCUGCAAAUCAUCUGUUUUUUGUUUUUAUUAGGAUGCAAACAUUCUUGUCAUAUGUUGUUGAUACACAACAACUAUUUCCAGACAAUUCAUUUUUUUGGUGUCUUUGAGCUGUACAACCUUAGGGGGAAUUUUUCAAUUGACAUCUGAAACAAAUCUGGAAAGAUAAUACACGACCCUUUAAAAACAAAUGAUCUUUUCUCCCAAGCUACAGUUUCAGCUUAUUAGCACUUCAGGCCUGUGUGGUAUUUAAGUAAAUUUCCAAGGAACAGUGAAGUAUUAAGCAAUUCUAUGAACUUUGCAUGUCCUGUAAACAUUACUUCUUUAACUGCUUUGUUAAUUCUUAUUUUGUUUUUAAAAGGGACACUGUAGGCACCCAGAUCACUUCAGCUCAUUGAGGUGGUCUGGGUGCUGUGUCCCUUUUGCACUUAGUGCUGCAAUGUUAAACUUCGCAGUUCCAGAGAAUGUUUACAUUGCAGCUCUAAGUCUGCCCUCUGUGGCUGUCUACCAGACAGCCACUGGGGGUACUUCUGGGAUCCUAACAGACUUUUGGUCUGUUAUCUGAUGCUGGACGUUCUCACGGACCUCCAGCGUCAGAUUUUCCCCAUAGGUAAGAAUUGAAUAAUGCCUUCCUAUGUGGAGGUCUAAUGCGCGCGCGGCAGGAGGAGGAGCGUGUGCGGAGCCUGAUUCAGCGCCGAGGGACAUCAGCGCUGGAUUCAGGUAAGUGGCUGAAGGGGUUUUACCCCUUCAUCCCCAGGGAGGGGGGCCCCGAGGGAGGGGGGCACUCCAGGAGCCUAUAGUUUGUUUUCCAGGCACUAUAGAAUCUGUGUGAGGAUAUCCAAAUCAUGUAUUGUUAAAAAUAUGUUCUUGUUUAUAUAAUAAUGUGCUAAUAAUAUUACAAAAUAAAAAAGCAGAUUUAACUUGAAAGUUUAAUAAACUGUGUGUAACAAGGAAAAUCAGACCCGACAAUGUGUUUUGUGUGUGUGUUUUUAUGAUGUAUUGUGCCAGUUGCCCAUGAAGACUAUAUUUUAAUACAAGAUAGAAUAUUCAGAUUUAUGCUUCAGCCACUGCACUUAAUUUUGAAAAGAAGUAAAUAAUAGAAAAUAUCGCAGCCAUGAACACUCGUUUCAUCCUCAAGUUAUGUUUUAUGAUAGUUCAUAGUGUGCACUGUUUUAAGGACCUUUGUGCAAGAAGAUACUUCUAUUGGCAGUGGUCGAAUAAGUGAUCUUCAGAUAUAUAUAUAGGAAUUUCAAAAGAUUACCGGCACUCUUCAGUUUGUUCGUUCAAUUUAUUGUUGGUACAUCCUAAAUAGUCAACGAGCUUAACGCUCUGAUCGGGAGCUGAAACAUUGACUAUUUUGGAUGUACCAACAAUAAAUUGAACAAACAAACCGAAGCGUGCCGUAAUCUUUUGAAAUUCCUAUAUUAUUGUGACUUGGCACCAGGUACCAUAUUUUUAUAUUUAUAGUGGGAGUGCAAGAGAUCCAAUUUUUAUAUAUAUAUAUAUAUAUAUAUAUAUAUAUAAUUUUACCAACGCAGUGAUUUUACCAACGCAAUCUAUGAAUUAAAUGCAUUCCUUCCCCGAAGGGGAUCUUGACAUCCAGUCAUUUUGUACAUGACAGUGUCACUGUAUAUACCACAGGUGGCACACUAACCACUAAACGACCAGACUAGAUUGCAGUCACCUAGUAGAAUAUCAUGGAAGGAAGGUGGGUAACAUUUUGAACAUUGGUAAGGUUACCAUUAGUAGCUAUAUGGCAGCCAAGUGCCUGCUUAAAGGGACACUUAAGGUAUUCAGACCACUUCAUCUCAAUUACAUUUUCUGGGUGAAGUGCCUUCUUGAUAGCCACUAGAGAUGGUUCCCCUGUGAGAACCAAGUCAGACUCCGUUAGCUGCUCAUAGAAUUGAUUGGCAGAGCACAACACUUUGUUGCGCAUGUGCAUUAGCCUCACGAUGGCCGAGGGUCUCAGCUAGACAAGCCGCAGAGAGACCAGAACAGCAAGGGUGAAAGGUGAGUACAUUUUACCUUUUUACUUCCCUCGGGGAGAUGCCUAAAAUAGUUAGUAGGACACUGUAGCGUUAGAAAUACUUAACUAUAAUCUUAUCCUUUAAAACUGAAGCAAUGUACUUAUAUGCAUUGUAUUCCUGGUAUAUAGUUUUUGGUAGACUGAGCAGAGCUGCUCUCUAGGCUGUUUUGAUAUCCCUCUAGGGAUAAAUUAAAACUCUAAAAAGUAAAAUACUAUAUUGAGAAGUCAUGUAACCUUCAGUUCUGCACAUUUCAAAGGCCAAUGGGGAUCAAGAGAUAUGAGUGCUUCUUUCCAUGGGAUCAUUGAAUCUCCUAGUGAUGGCUGCUGUGCAUUUUGUGUCUGGUAUCUUGGAUCAUUGCCAGCAGAUUGGAUCUGAGCUAUGGGAAAAAUAUGCUCCUGUGAAGCACUCCUGGGGUUCUUCGUACAAGAGUUAUUUGACAGGAAAAGAUGUCAUAUGGUUGACCUUCGGGCUACUUUGGACUAUUUUGGAUUAAAAUAUUAUUUAAAUCCCUUGAGUAUUGAGUAAAUUAAGGUCUUCUGCACAGGCUUUAACAAUUUGGUUUGUGUACAACUUUAGUUUACGGCUGACAGAAAAAAAUCGUAAAACAUAUAACACAUUGUAUCUAUCUAUCUUUUUGUUUUUUUUGAUAAUGGUCAUCAGAAUUCUUCAGUUUCAUUUAUCUUUAUCAUUAACGUGCAUCUUGCAAAAAAAAAUUGCAACACAAUUAAUGGGCAAAAAUCAUGCCCACAUUUGCUUGAACUUGUCAGUAUUAAGUUCAGCACCUUUUUCAAAGGAAAACAUGGUUGAUCCCAUGGUUACACAGGGGUCCAGUUUUUUACGGGUUUAAUUUUAUCAUCUUGGUCAACAGACGAUCUAUCUAUCUCUAUCGUUUGAAUGAAUGCUUGGCCUAUGGAAAUUUGUUGACUAACACCUUUUAGAUAACACCUUUUAAAUAAGCUUAAUUUGCCCCCUCACAAAGUCGGGCUCUUUCGAUUGCGUUGCUCAUGACAUUAGUUAAUAUUUGAGGCUCUAGAGCUUGAAUAUCUGCCCAGAUAUUCUCCUUGAGCUGCUCAAGUGUACUUGGUUUGUUUACGUACAUCCGCUCCUUCUGAUAUCCCCACAGGAAGUAAUCGGUCAGGCGAACGUGGUUGCCAAUUAAUCUGGGAAUUUCUUGAAAUUAUCUGCUUGCCAAACAGUUGUCUAAGGAAGUCCGUUGUGGCUCUGGCUGUAUGGGCAGUAGCCAAUUCCUGUUGAAAUAACAUUUCAGGAUGAUUUUCUCUUUUUGUCAAAAUGAUGGACCUGCCAUUUUAAAAAUAAAAUUCUACUAUCUUUACUUGUUCAAAUUACCCAUGAUGAAUCUCCCAAGACUGAGUUAUAAUAAGUACCUGCAACAAAAAAAAAAAAAAAUACUAACAAAUAAGUUAUUUACCUGUCAAAUCCUACUCUGAUUUUUUUGUCCACCCUGUACAUAGGUACAGGUGUGUAUAUCUACCUAUCAAUUAUUUUCUUCUGGUGUAUAUGAAUUUUGCAACAAUGCUGUGACAGACAGGAUGUGUCUGUGCUGUGGCCCAUUCUUUUGCUUAAGCCAGCAGAGAUAACACUGCCAGUCAUAGCUUGCUAGGUUCCCAGACAGCAACAAGUCAUGCUGCAUUGACGUACGGCCUUGCCUUUUAUAUCUCCGAUUCGGGCUUGUAUACGUCAUGCCAGUAUAUUUAAACAAACAAACAAAAGAAACAAGUCAGCAGCAUUUGUUCUGCUUUUUGGAUGUAGGAUAAAAGCACUGAUUAGAUUUUUAUUUUAUUUUUUUUAAAUGUUUUAUUAGUGUUUCAAGCCAACUGCAUAUAUUUUUAAAGUAGCAGUAAAUAAGACAGUGGCUUAAUAUGUUCAAUACAUAAGAAACUAAAAAAAGAAACAUAAGAAGUUUUAAACACAUUUGUAGUAACCCAUUAGAAUGAGCUGUUGUUGUUUCCAAGAAUGCACCUGCUCCCCAGCUUUAUGCUUGUCUGCUCAGUAUAUAUUAUUUUAAAUCUCUGUGACAGGUUUUACAGCUGAGGCAGAAAUCUUCAUAUAGCCGAUAGUAAGAUGGCUGCCUCCCUUGUUGAUGGUCGAAAGUAAGAUGGCUGCCUGGAAUGCGCAUUUAUAGGUUACUACAACUCUUGUUCAUACCAAAACGCUGCACAUACAGACUCCAGGUACCAUGACCACUUCAAAUGAGCGCCUUGGCAUUUAGGCUGUUAUCUAUUAUUACAAACAACUUUAGCUAAAUGCAUUACAGUCUAAAAUUGUUUAAUCUCAACAUCAAGACAACUGUAUGUGAAACAAUAAUGAUUAAUUGAUAAUUUAGCAGUUUGGGCUUUAAUUUUCCACAAUGCAAAUGUUAGUGAAUAAUAGAAAUAGAAACAAAAACAAAUAAGAAUGUUUUGAAAGCCAGUCCAACAAGCUUGCAAUCGUAUGAAAAAGUUGUGCUUUGUGAAGGGCCAGUCCGUUUAUUGUGUAGGGAACCUUAGUGUAGGGAACCUUAGUGAUCUAAGGACAAAGUGGAAAGACUGAGGAUGGAAUGGAAAUACUAAAUGGAAAUACUGAGAACGCACUCAGCCUCUAGUAGUAGAAUAAAUACAAAAACUUUGCAGUGAACGCAAUUUUUGUGUUUUUUAUUUUGAACAUUGGUGCUUUCUUUAUUAUAAUUUUAAUGCCUUUGGGAGACAAUGUGUUAAGUUUUCAUAUAAAACUUUUAUUUUUUUUUAAACUUGUGUCAUAAAUAACUCUAGGAUUUUGCAGGACUAUCUAGAGACAGGAAGAGGGGUAGGGAGGGAGAAGCAGGAUGAAGAAAGGGGAGAAAAGCCAUGGGGAGUGGGGGUCUUUGCAGUCACGUAAUUGAUCACUUUUAAAAACAAAUUCCAGAAGUGCUUUGCCACAGGGUAAUCACAUUUUAGCAUGGCAAUGGUGUGUUAGUAGUUUGGUAUACUGCUAUUAAACCAGUACGAGAAACAUUGUUUGUUCUGUACUCAUUCGUGAUGUAUAUGGGGUUUAUUCCCUAAUGCAGUAAUUGUGCAGAAUUGAUAAUGAAUUUUGGAAAUUUUAGGUAACUGGAAGCAGAGCCAGAAAACUAGCGGAGUUAGAGAAAAUUAGGCCGUUAUGUUUUUCCAAGUUGAAUAUAAAUUCCAAUUAUAAAACAAUAAUUUUCCUCCUCAAAGAAUGAUCUUCUUUUGACUAUUGGAAUGCCCAUUAACAGUUUCUGUUUUUCUCUGAUAGCGUAUACUAUGCACACUCCACGUUUGUCUAGAUUAUUAGGUUGAACCUGCUUGUUUCAUUGGUAGGCAGUCCCUAUCCUUUCAUUCCUUCUCUGCAUAGGGACUGCCAACCAAUAAAACAAGCAGGUUCAACCUAAUAAUCUAGACAAACGUGGAGUGUGCAUAGUAUACGCUAUCAGAGAAAUACAGAAACUGUUAAUGGGCAUUCCAAUAGUCAAAAGAAGAUCGUUCAGUAGCAUGUCUCUCCCUUCAAAGUGUUGAGAGGCAGGAAUGAAGAUUUAAUAGAACAGGCUUCUGAUUACUCGUGCUAUGUACUAGGAGCAAUAAUAGUAUACAGAAAAUUAAAGGCAACAAGGGUUAUCCAAAACCAGCUUUAUAUAUUUAUAUUCCUAUCACUGACCCUGUUCCACUACAAUAAAAUGUAGAAAUAUUAAUAAAAAUAGAAAUUUCUCCUCACCCUACUCUAUAAUCCAGUUAUUAUGCAGACUGAGGAUGUUGUACAAUUAAUCUUCAAUAAAAAAUACAAAAAUGUUUAAAACAAUUAUUGGAUAAAUGUCACUUAAAUCCUUUCUGGCUGUAGAAAUAUGCUCCCAAUAUUAUCUUCCCAUACAGCUGCUAAAAACAAUACAAUUAGUAAUAAAAAUAAACAGUUACACAGAAAAACAUGACUCCAAACCUUUCCGCCUAAUGGCUUUUAUUACUCUUGUGUCAAACAUCCCUGGUGCUUUCCAUUCAUAUAAUGAGCAUGAAUGGAGCAACCUUCUUCAUAUGCAUAGCUAUGGGAAAACCCUUUAUACUUACAGGCGUGUGACUUCACACAUGUGUGUGUUCCGCAGGUUCUCUGAUAGCAUGAAGAACAGCAGAUACAAUUUCAUUUAAUAGCACAGAGGUGGUUUAACUUGUUCUGUGUGUUUGAGUUGUGCUAGUAUGCAAAUAUAUUUUACUGGGUCAAGAUAUCAAUGAAAAAUAGGAACAGUAAAAUGAGAUUAGAAGGAAAUGAUAUGAUAAAUGGUAUUGUCGAGAGCUCAGAUUUAUUUCCUUCAUCAUAUCCCUACUUAUUUAUCCCACUUAUUCUGUUGGAAGGUCAAUCUGUGUACACAGAAACAUGUAUUAUUAUAAUUAUUAUUGGUAUUUAAAACAAUAGACAAAAUAUUAUAAAUGUGAACAGGAGAAAGAGGGUACUAAGCUUAGCCAUUACAGUUAAAGUUAUAUCCUUAAAGGACCACUCUAGGCACCCAGACCACUUCAGCUUAAUGAAAUGGUCUGGGUGCCUGGUCCCUCUAGGAUUAACCCUUUUUUUUAUAAACAUAGCAGUUUCAGAGAAACUGCUAUGUUUAUACUGAGGGUUAAUCCAGCCUCCAGAGCCUCUAGUGGCUGUCUCAUUGACAGCCGCUAGAGGCGCUUGCGUGCUUCUCACUGUGAAAAUCACAGUGAGAGCACGCAAGCGUCCAUAGGAAAGCAUUGUAAAUGCUUUCCUAUGCGACCGGCUGAAUGCGCGCGCGGCUCCUGCCGUGCAUGCGCAUUCAGCCGAUGACGUCGCGAGCAAGGAGGAGAGGAGGAGUACAGCUCCCCGCCCAGCGCUGGAGAAAGGUAAGUGUUUAACCCCUUCCUCUCUCCAGAGCCCGGCGGGAGGGGGUCCCUGAGGGUGGGGGCACCCUCAGGGCACUAUAGUGCCAGGAAAACGAGUAUGUUUUCCUGGCACUAUAGUGGUCCUUUAAUUCCUCAUAUAUUAACGUGUGUGUUUCAGACAGUACAGGGGUGGCUAAAAGGUUGAUUUUUAGGCUGGCAAAGCAUAGUGUGAGUUGUAGUAGUAUAGAAACAACUGGGAAUCGACUGUUUCGCCACCCCUGAUUUAGCAUAGUCAGCAUACCUCCUAACAUGUUGGUGGGCUAGGAGUGGUGGAAUGGAAUGGUUGGACCUGUGUGUCAGGUGAGUGUUUAUGGCCCCAGAGCCAUGAAUUUGCUUUGUCCCAGUCACUAUUUCUAUAAGGAGAAUGAAGGGAGGCCCAUACCAGUUCCACUGCUUAGGACAUCUUAAAGGGUUACUCCAGGCACCAUGACCACUUCAGUUAUUUAUAGUGGUUAUGGUGCUUGGAGUCUGUAUGUCCAGCAUUUCGCUAUGAUACACUGCAUAUACAGAGAGUAACUCCAAUGCUCCAUGGUGUAAUUCCAUCUCUGGCAGAGUCAUUGGGGCGUCAUCAAGAGUUAAAAAGUCAAUAAGCGUUCCAGGCUGGCAAUUGUCAGUUGUGUGCAUAUUUCUGUGCACUGACACUGAUUCGUUGGAGGUCAGCUGAUGCUGUCAACCAAUGUAUGAGCAGUGGAAUAGGCAUCUGGCUGUUGCAGCUGUGCUGAAGCCUGAUGUCAUAACUCAGCACCACAGGAGACCAGGUGCCCUACUAAUAUCCAGGUGAGAAGGUAAAAAAUGGCAAAACUGGGGUAUGGAGGGUUCCACGAGCAUCAGUUGCAGUAAUUAUGAUGCUUGUAGUAACUCUUUAAUACUUGUCUGCAGAUGUGGGACACCAGGGAAAAAACCCAAGGCAGCAAAACAGAACUCGAAAUACAAUAAUCAGCAGCUGUGAUAUAGAAAUGGUUGUUGUGGAUGAUGUGAGUUGUAAUGCACUGAGCAUACUGAGAAUUAUACCCCACAGUGUCUUUAGUACAGAGUACAUGCUGUAAAUUGAAGCCUUCAUAAGCUUAUAUGCAUGCUGGCCUGUUUCUGCAGUAAACUAAUUUUAGAAUAACCACAGCUGCCUGAGUGUGUUGGGAGUUCACGUUCAUAAACACCUAUUAGCAAAAAAUUCCUCAGCAUAAUGUGACUUUGUGUUGGCAUUACCAUGGCUUGCCUAAGAAAAUUUUAUUGUGUUUGACACGUAAAGCUGACCAGGGAGUAUCAAAUAAAUGUCAGACCCCACUCAAACAAAUAGCUUGAUGUUCAAGACCCCUAAAAUGAUUUGUCCACAACCACAUGCAGUGCUGGCAGGGCUAAGGGCCUUACACCCACAACCUUGUGAUUUAAAGAACUGUGCUGUAAUAACCUAACAGCAUUACUUCCCACAGAAAGCCACAAAAUCUCCUAUUGGCACCAGGUCAGAUUGCCAACUGCGCUUGUGAUAGGUUUUGCCGACAAACUGCCAAGUGCAUUAAGAAGGAAACUGAUCUUGUGUACUUAAACAAAGCAACCAUGAUCCCUAAGCAAUGCAUUCUAAAAGCCGCACUGUGUUUUCGUGUCCCUUCGAAAUGUUCUUUUCAGAACCCGUCAUGUUUCCCUCUGCCAUCUGUUUCAUUGCUGCCAAGCAGGUCUGUCCACUUCUUCGAAACAAGUUUGGAACUGGAUCUUUCCUGUUUAACCCAUUCAAAUGCUAAAUCACAAAAUGGAUUUAUGAUGGUCUAUUAUGGGAUUUUUGUUUUCCACCUUCUACUGAUUGUGGAAAUUUGCCUUGUAUACCUUUUGAGCAGCAGAAUAUUAAUGCCCUGGAGAGCAACAUAUGUGUUUGCACACUCAACAUGAAUUCCUUCUUUUUAAUGUGUGAUAGCAAUUAUGUGUUCGAUAUUUUUUCCAGUUUGGGAGUUUAUUCGCCAAGCUAAGGGCUGGCCCCAAUCUUAUUUUCUGACUGAUAUUGAUAUUUGUUGAAUAAAAACAGUUACAAGAGCACAGGCAUUUUUAGAGUGUUUCUCUGCUGUUUUAGAUUAUUACCCCCCACCCUCUCCCCCCUGCACGAUAACCUUAAAUAAAUAAUAUUUACUCACAUUACCUCCCCUGUAAUGCUGUUGUGUUCUUCUUUUAAAACAAAAGAUGUUAAUAAGUUCGGGCAACUGUACAAGUUGUUUUUUUCUGAACUUAAACCUUAGUAUUCAGGUUUUAUUGCCCUGUUGGCACUUUGAGGAAAAAAGAGUUGGCAUGUAUUGCGGUUUGGGCACUCUGGCUCAAAAAGGUUCGCCAUCACUGUAUUAGAUCAAUACAUCUCUAUGGGGAGUGUUCUGCAUUUUCAUACAGAAUGUGUAGACCCAAAACUUUGGUGCUGCAAAAAUUGCAGGAUCACACCAUGACGGUCUGACUGUAUAUUUAUAUACCAAGCUUAUGGACCUGCCUGAGUUAGUCCGAAUCAAAAUCCUUUUGAUUCACAUCUGAACUAAUCAAUUCACCUGGAAACCGAAUUUUCUGUGAAAAAAUGGGUGCAAUAUAUAACACAAAUGUGGAGCGUUCAUCUUUAUGGGGCAACAAGGGUUAUUGGCUCUCCUUUGAAUCGGGAGGAUAUCUGAAGGGACUUAAAGUUUUUUACAUGUUGCUAGUUGAAUUGUUAUUAAUUAUGUAUGUGUGUGUCCCAUUGCUGGAAGAAAAUCUGCGAUAAUUGUAUCAGAGCUCAUCCUUGUGAGUCAAAGAGGGUGGUCAGAGACGAAUGUCUGUGUGUUUUAUCACUCUGCAACUUUUAUAUCGACUGAAAACAUAUAGUGGCUGGUGAAUCUUUGACGUCCAGUAAUGGCUGGAGGUCCAUCAGAUGCCAAACCCUUGGUUUACACCAGGGGAGUCCAAUAGUUAACGUCUAAACAUUUGUAGAUCUUCACCUCCCAUAAUUUUUUUUUUCAACAUGGUCUAUACUGAGCUAUAGCUUUGUGCCUUUCUAUAGUUUAAAUGGUGUGGCUAUUAUGGAGACUCAUUGUCGUGUUGAGAUACAUUGUAUACUAGCCCUGAAGCACCUUAUUGCUGUAAAUAUCAGGGCGAAGAACAGAGUGACUCAGAAGCUUAAAUUAACCUAAUAGAAUCUCCACCCUUUAGUGACUUCUGUGGGAACUAAACUAUAUUUAAAGGCUUUUAGUUUGAAACACGGUUAUAGUAAUCCAGGGUGUGUUAUUUUUGUUAUAAUAUUUAGCUACAUAUGAAGGCCCAGAAAAAGAAUAUAAAUAAUGUAAUUAAAGGCCAUCGCAACUGACAUAAUAAAUGAACAGGAGGGGUUUGCAUAAAGCAUACAUUCUCACAGGUAGUCUGUAUUUCAAUGAUAUAUUGCAGUCCUGUACUGGCUAAUGGAAUAUCUUAAAGUAGCCAAAUGUUCCACUGAUUUACUGUAAGAACUUUGAAUCCCAGCACAUAUUUGAGUAAUAAGCAAUUGAGGAACUAAUUUGAGGAUAACUGGAAAGUGAAUUGUUCCGGCAACCUGUCUUUGAAAUCCCCUUAGUUUUAAAUUCAGUUUCUAUCUCGUUUACAUUGAGCAGGAGAAGAAAGAAAAAAACUGUCGUAACUGCACUAUAAAUAAGGACAAAUCCUGUUGUUUCAGGGAGUUAGCGGAAUUGUUUAAAUGUUUUUUAGGUUAUUUAAAUUUUAAUAUACGGUUUUCUGGUUGUCCGCAUUUGGCUCACAGAUAAUACUGCAAUUAUAGUGUUAAGUGUGGUACAUGUUAAAGCACAAGACACCCUACAGGAUCCCAGAAUGCAAUGCUGUCAUUGUCAUGUGAGAUGGUGACAAGAGCAUUAUGGGUGCAUGCGCAAUGUAUAGUCGAAGGAGACUUUCUUAUCUGCUAAUUAAUGGCAGUAGUCUCUUUCUCUAAUGUAUUUUUUUUUUUAUUAUUUAAUAGCCUGAUCACGCUUAUAAAGAAGACACUUCCAUUCUGUUUGCCAUUGUAUGAUACUGGAGAAUCUGUACAAUAUAAAUAAUUACUGUUAAUGAAGAUACACUAUUCAGUAUUGUACAUACAGAAGGUAGUGACUGAUUUGGUACUAAAGGUCUACGUGGAUAAUAUAUUGUAUGUUUACAUCAUACUGCAAAACCUGUUACUCAGGACUAGCUUUCCUCAUCGCUCCUGUCUCCUGCCAAGGUGUAAAAGGCAGAUUCUGUCUUGCUGAGCAUGUCUAUGUAAAGAAGUGGCAUGGGCUGGACUUAUGUAAGGUGCUUGGGGAUGCCUAGGGCACUGUCCCAUUUUCGGUAGGUGUUACCUUUCUCUUAGAAAUGCUUGGGAACGCAUCUUUCAAAAACAACCAGACUCUAAAUUUUGAUAGGUGGGGGAGAGAAAAUGCAGCUUGCCCUGGCAAGGUUCUUUGUGAUUGUCUUUAUUUACUAUUGUGAAAGCUUCGUACACUUAGUCCUUUUUGCAAAUGAGAAGGCGUUUUCUGCAUCCGAGCUACGAUUCUUGAACUUGGAAACUAAUCAUAUUCGGUUGUCUUGGGUUAUUUAAUUACUGAGUAAAUAUAGUAAUGGGCAUGUUGUCAUGACAACUCUUUUUUUUUUCCAAGUAUCUUGCAGGUAUUAUUUAAAAGCCAUGCAGAUACAAUUACCAAAUUACCUUAAUACACAGACCAAAGCUCUUUAUUUCAAGAAAAAAAAAGGAGAAAGAAAACGGGUCGUUCCGUUCUAUAUAUUUAUUACCUUGCAUUAUUGGGGUUUUUGCUAAAUUGUAGAAAAUGGAUUAUAGUGUAGGCUAUAAUUUAUUUUUUUCCUAAAAUUAGUUUUGGCCUAAAUUUUGCUAUUUUAUUUUCAGUCCACUACAGUGAGGCGUUCAGUGAAUAAGCCUGAACUUUUGUCAUACUGGUUGUACAAUAAGCUUCCUCCCUAGUUAAAACCCCAGUUAAAAUCAUCGCACCCUCCCUAAUACACACGUAUGUCCCGUCGAGGCUCCUAUGCUACAUACACCUACAUAUAUACUCUGUCCAUACUCCCACCUCUAACGUUUGCCUCCAAGACUUUUCCAGGGCUGCACCUCUUCUGUAGAACUCCCUUCCUUUCUCCGCAAGACUUUCACCCAGUCUCCACUCAUUCAAAAAAUCAUUGAAAACUCACUUCUUCAAGAAAGCAUAUCAAUAAAACUGUUAGCAGGUUUUUAUCCCCCACUCCCCAUGACUCCUCUCCUGCAACUGUCAAAAAUGACCUACUAAGCCCUUAAUGAAUACUUUUCUAACAACUUACUUUGUACCCCUACUUUUACCCUUUCUGUCACUAUACCCCACUCCCUCUAGAAUGUAAGCUCGUUAAGCAGGGCCCUCCACUUCUCUGUUCCUGUAAGUCCAGUUGUCUGGUUACAAUUACAUGUCUGUUAGUCCACCCAUUGUUCACUGCUAUGGAAUAUGAUGGCGCUAUAUAAAUCAUAAAAUAAUAAUAAAAAUUGCACCCCACUUAUUUCUCAUUGCCUUCAUAUGUAAAUACUGUUAAAUCACCCUGCCCACAGCUGCAGUAGAUCAGGCAGCUGGGAGAUGUCUGCUAGGUAUAGUUACAAACAUUGAAUGCAGCGGUGAUUAUGGUGGUAGUGAAACUGGAGUCAAGGAAUCUACCUUGUUUUGACCUCUCUGGCCUGAAUUUUCCACAUUCCUGUCAGCCAAAACCCACAGAGACUCAGAGCCAUAAUGUCAGCUGGUGUGCAUUCAGCUUUCUUUCCCAGUGUAUUUUUUUUCUUUUUCUUUUUUUUUUUACUAAGAACUGAUUUCCGAGAACAUUUAAACAGUCUGAAAAAUAAAGUUUCUUUUUAAACUCAUAGUAUAGGAUUUACAUAGGGUGAAGCAGUGCAAUGACGUUAGGUCCGUCAUGCUGUCUGACUGCUAUGUUGUGAAACGUGCAAACUCAUCUAAACACAGUACUUGAAUGUAAUACUCCUAAAAUCCCCCACUACUAUGUAUCACAAAAUAUAUAUUCGUACUCAUGAACUGCGUUUGUUACGGCCUACAGAAUGUUUUUGUUUUGUGCUAUUCAAUGUUUGUGGAGGUUUUUUGUGUUAUAGGUACGUGCAUACAUGUACGUGUCCCUAGGAGGUACGUAAGUGUGUUUGUGCGAUUAGGAGAAAAAAUCAUACGUACAUAAACAAAUACUUAAUAAAUAUGGGUUUGAUAUCUAAAACCAACAAUAUCUGUGCUUUUUUGCAUCACUGUGUGGAAUUCUGGGAAAGUUGUGUAAUCGUGAUCGUUCAAUACUUUUCGUGCCUAGAGUAAUUUUGUUUUUCAAAUUUCAUUUUGUGAUAUUCACGACAUUAUAUAUAAAAAAAAUAUAUAAUAUUUUAUUUUGUACAUAUUGGAAGCCACUGGAAGGGUAUAUUUUCGGACCGAGAAGAACUGGCAUUCGUUUUAAGAUUUGUAGCUCCCUAGGUCCUGGAAUUUGUUGAUUCCUGAACACUGACAGGGUUAUUUACUAAAGUAAAAAUGGAAACUAAAUGUCAAAUUUAAAGCCAGAGUAGCUAAAUAAUAGCUAUAGUCCAGUUUGACUAUGUGGACUUGAAAUUUGGAAUUCAGUUAGCAUUCUCACUUUGAAUAAUCCCAUGAGUCUAUUGAGACAUAUUCUGGACAAUUUUUAUUAUUAUUGUCAUUUAUAUAGUGCCAACAGAUUCCGCAGCGCUUUACAAUAUUACAGUCUAUAGGAGGUGGGGUGUAAAACACUUUAGGACAGGAAAUAGCAAUCAAAUAAGGUGGGUGUCAUGACUUUGGCCAGGGUUGUUAUUUGAGAAUUUAUUGGUGCUUUUAGACAUAUUAAGAAACUUGAGAAAAAAACUGAAUUAAGGCAUAAUCCUACAAAACAGGAUACUUGCAAAUAAUAAAGAACGUCUGUGAUCUCCAGGUAGGGUUGAAACAAAGGCAGGUUGGUAUCAAAGGCAGACUGGUUACAGAGGCAGGCUGCUAACAGUGGAAGACUGAUAACAGAGGCAGGCUUGUAACACCGGAAAGCUGGUAACAGAGGCAGAGGUCAAAAUCAUACGUAAGAGAGACCGAAAAGGGGUAUACGUGCAGAUCUGUGAAGAGGUAUAAGAGGGGCUAGAAAUGCUUUAUAGGUAUAGAUUAGCACUUUGAAUUGACUCCUAUAGGAUACAUGAAGUCAAUGUAAGGACUGGCAGAGGGGUGAGGUGUGAGAGGACCGACUAGAGAGGAAAAUCAGUCUGGAGAGACAUAUCUGGGUGUCAUCAGCGUACUGGUGGUAGUGGAAUCCAAAUGAGGUAAUAUGUUUGCCAAGAGAGGCAGUAUAAAGAGAAAAUAGAAGGGGACCAAGGGCAGAGCAUUGGGGGACUCCAACCGAGACAGACGAAGGGAGGAGGUAUCAUUAGUAAAGUUGACACUAAACGAGCGUUGGGAGAGAUAAGCGGAAAACCACGAGAGGACAGAGUCACAGAGACCGAGUGAUCAAAGAGUAUGAAGAAGUAGAGCAUGAUCAAUGGUGUCAAAGGCAGCAAGAGGUCAAAAAUAAUUGGAAGAGAGUAGUGGCCUUUGGACUUAGCUGCGAUUGGGUCCAUAGUAACUUUGAUAAGAGCAGUCUCAGUGGAGUGGAGGGGGAGGAAGCCAGAUUGAAGAGAGUCAAGGAGAGAGUUGGAAUUGAGGAAGGGAGAUAUACGGGUAAAGACAAGUCUUUCCAGAAGCUUUGAGGAAAAAGGGAGCAGGGAUAUGGGACGAAAGUUAGAGGAAGAGGAUGGGUCAAAAGAGAUUUUUUUCAGGAUAGGUACUAAAGUGGCAUGUUUAACGUCAGCAGGGACAACGCCAGAAGUGUGAGAGCAGUUGAAGAUGUGUGUUAAGGAAGGCACAAGACAAGGGGAGAGAGAUCUGAUAAUGUGAGAUGGGACAAGAUCAAGCGGGCAAGUGGUGGGGUGAGAGGAAAUUUAAAUUUUUUUUAUUGUGGUAAUUUUUUAUUGUGGUAAUGUAGUCAUCUGUUGUGUUCAACCUUCCUAUUGUUCUUGUUAUUAUUUACAAAGUGCCAACAUAUUCUGUAGCGUUGAACAAUAGGUGGGUAAAAAAAAACAAAUAAGUCAGAAUACAGGAACAGAAUGUGACAAGGGCACAACUCAAGCAAAGUUUUAUUUUAAAUUAAUCUCUUUCUCUUUUUUUUAUUUUUUUAUUUUUUUAUGUUAGAUCAAUUGUAUCAUUUGUUUUCUGGUUAUAUGCUGGGGUAGUUGUAGCCAAACUCCUCGCCCCUUUUUCUUGGCUGUUGUUUGGUAUUAGCCCCUGGCUAGACGGAUUAAAUACUACCGCAUGUUCUGCUGUGAGGAGGAAUAUAUCCCACACAAGGCAGAGCUAUGCCAUUUGCUUUAACCCCUUCAGAACCAGUGACAUCAUGAAAGUUAUUGCAAGGGAUUUUACUAAUCCUAAAGAUAUGUGCAUUUUCUGUUAUUAGGCACGGGAAGUUGAUUUGUACCAAAUUAAAGGGAUAGUAUAGUGUCAGGAAAACACACCCGUUUUCCUGGCACUAUAGGCUCUUGGAGUGCCCCUCUCGCUCGGGACCCCCCUCUCUCAGUGCUGAAUGGGGUUAAAAACCCCUUCAGCCACUUACCUGAAACCAGCGCCGAUGUCCCUCGGCACUGGGUCAGGCUCCGGGGAGACCUAAUGUGCGUGCGCGCUUUAGACCUCCCCAAAGGAUAGCAUUAUUCAAUGCUUUCCUAUGGGGAAAAUCUGAUGCUGGAGGUCCGUGAGGAAGACCAGUGUCAGAUAACGGACCAAAAGUCCGAAUCUCUCUAGUGACUGUCUGGUAGACAACCACAGAGGGAAGACUUAGAACUGCAAUGUAAACAUUGCAGUUCUCUGGAACUGCAAUGUUUUACAUUGCAGCACUAUGUCCAAAAGGGUCAAAGCACCCAGACCACUUCAAUUAGCUGAAUUGGUCUGGGUGCCUACAGUGUCCCUUUAAUUUGUAUAUGUGUGUAAAAAAAAUGUCCACUUGCUUCUACUAAUUCAAGUGUUAAAAUGUAGCCCUGGUGAGUAGAUAUUCCCCCCUGUUUAGUUUGACAUGGAUUCUCCAGGCUUGCAGUGAUGAGUAACUUUUAUGGCCUGGCUGGUAGGCUAGUAUUUGAACUUUUAAAGGACCCAUUGAGAUGAAGUGACCUAGUUGCAGUGGUCCUUUUAGUUUUAACCCUGCAAUGUAAAACAUUGCAUUUUGUUAAGAAAUUGCAGUUUUUACAUUGCAGGGUUAAAUCCAACUUCAUGACAGCCACUGUAGGCACUUCUGCGGCAUUGACUGAGUAAAACGCAUUUGCUGCGGAAGCCCCCAUAGGAAAGAAUUGAUUCGGUGCUUUCCUAUGGGGACGCUUGGAUGAGCAAGUGAAACUUGCCGCGCAUGCGCGUCAUGUCUCCAGUGCUCCCAUUCCACAUCCAUAACGUUGUGGGAAGAGGAAAAGUAAACCGAGCAGAGGGAGCCUAGGUGCUGGGAAAAGGUAAUUAAAAAUCUAUAUUAUUUUCCUUCCUCACAUGGGGGGAGGGGGGCUAUUUAAUUAGGAUAAGGACACUGAAACAUUAGAAAUACAAGUAUUCCUAACACUUUAGUGCUCCUUUACGCUCUAUAUAUAGUGAAAUUCAUACACAACAUUCUUAUCAAAUACCUCUAAUAUAUCGCAUUACUGUAAAUCUGUGCAAGCCCAAAUAUUCCAUCCUGAUACAUCUCAUGCAAAUUUCACUUACACAACUAAAAACUGUUUAAACAACGUCUACCUUUGCAUGACAUGUUCAAUUUAUUUAUAGUGUUUUCCAUAAACCUGGUUUUCCCCAUAAACAAAUCACCCUCGUUUCUACUUAUAAACUUUUAUUCAAGAAAUUGAAUCUGCUUCCUCCUUUAACCCAGUGAAACCUUUUGAUACUAUUGAAGAUGUUUUCCAUAUCCCUGUUAUUGUUUUCUUUCCUGUGUGUAUAUGCAAAUUUGGUGUUGUAGCAACAUUGGCUGGCCAGCUUGCUGUCACCGUAUCAGGUAACCCCUAGAAUGCCAUCUGUACAUGAAAAUAACCCAGCAUGCUUUGCUAUAGCCUUUAUUUUGAAUGUAAUGGCUACCGUGUGUGAAACUUUUUAACAUGGUAACCAUAAUGUUUCCAAUUCACUUAUUUUAGCCGAAAAUGUUUAAUUCGCUUCAAUAUUACUUCAUAUUCCUGACAGUUCAGACUUUAGUGAGCAACCCUGAUAGUCUGCAGUGAUGUGCAAGACAUUUACAUUUUCACCGCAAGCAAGACAAAAGGCUUAAUAAAUAUAUAUUUUUAUAUUAUCUGAAUUUUCACUAGCAGUGAAAGAGUUAAAGGAAGUUGAACAAAAGCCAAAUAAUUGGUUGUGUGAGUGUCUGUGCUGUGAUGCCAGUGGAAGAAAUGUGAUCUGCUUUUGUGUGAGAGGGGGAGGACAGGAUACACAGAAAUAGAAGGCAAUAGGCACCCCUAUAAACUCAUACAGGCUCUCUGACACUUUGUCACAACCGUUUGUAGGCAGUGACUAAUUUCAUGUGGAUAAGAUUGUGACAUCUCAUCUGGUUUCAAUAUAGCCUCAGCUAUUUGCACUUGUAUGUUCAUAAACUUACUUAUGUACAUAGUUGUCUAAUGCUAGAUAAAUUAAUGCUGUUUUGAGGCACUGGAUAUUACCCUAAAAAGUAUAUUUAUCAUGAAAAACUGUUCUGUAAUAUUAGGCAAUUUGUAGUAUUUUAUUUAUUUUAUCCUUUCAUUAAAGGAACAUUAUAGGCAUUAAACAACUUAAGUAAAUAUAGCAUUUUUUGUGUAUAGCUCAUACCCAUGCAGUUUGACAGCCCAAUUCUCUGCCAUGUAGGAGUUAAAUCCCUUUUGUUUCUGUUUAUGUAGCUCUGGGCACACAUCUCCUGGCUGUGGCUGACAUAGCCAGCAUGAAAAAAGGUUAAAUUUUUUUAAUCAGAUGUUAACUCUCUUUAGAAUCUUUUAUCUCAUGCUCUGUAAAUUGAACUUUGCAUGGUCUAAAAGGCUGUUAACAGAGUAAGAGGUAAGACAUUUUGAAAUUAACAAUGUAUAAUAAAGAUAUUAGAUGUCUCUUUACAAGAAGUGUUUUGGAAGGUUGUGUAAGUCACAUACAGUGAGUUGUGGCUAGGGCUGCAUAAACAAAGUGAUUAAAAUUCUAAAUGGCAGACGAUUGAGCAGUGAGACUGCAGAGGCAUGAUCUAUACACCAAAACUGCUUUAUUAAGCUAAAGUUGUUUUUAUGCCUAUAGUGUCCCUUUAAUGCUAGCUGGUGGCUGGUGUUCAUUGUUGGUGAUAUUUGGUUACUUUGUAACGGAAUAUGGCCUGCUCUGUUCCCCUUUUCUUAAAUAAAACACUCCGGGCACCAUAACAACUUUAAUUGAAAUUAAGUUGUUAUGGUGCCAGGAGAUUCAGGACCUUUGUAUACCUUCGGGGGUUAACUCGUUAACAAACGCCUUCUUUACACAUGCAUGUAUUUUUCUCAAGCUAUUUUGUGAAUGGGGAGCUACUGUUGGGUUGAGAACAUUAACUACCGCUCUCAGCCUAUCAGCGGCCUAUCAGUCCUCAGACUCAAAUAAAUGUGUAGGGGGCAGAGGUGACCAGCACCAGAUAGAAGACUUUGGGGUUAAAUUGUUCAACAAUUUAAACCCUAAAGAUAAACCUACACCAGGGACCUCCUGGCACCAUAACAACUUUAUUCUGGUAAAGUUGUGGUUCUCCGAGUAUUCCUUUAAUAGAUUCACUUUAAAAAUGUUGGGAAUAUUAAUGGUAGUUUUUGAAUGUUAAACUUGGGUGUGAUUAUGCAUUACAAUAUUACUGCAAUGUACAGAUAUUUGGUAAGCAAAAUACCAAAUAUUUGGUACUUACAGCGGUACUUUCAUUUAUUCAGUUAAAUGGCAUAAAUAAUAUUGAGAUUCAAAGAGUCCCCAAAUGUCCAGAUCAUGUGAUGAACUAUUUCUGAAAAUAGAAAGAACUGGAAAUUUGCUAACAUUGAAUCAUACCCUACUCAGCGGUUCAGGAUGUUUAUAUGCAAAUCUGUCUAAGCUUUAUUAAAGUCACGUUGAAAGAAAAAAAAAUUUAAACUGCCUACUGAUUUAAGCAAAUUUUAAAAUUUAGAAAAAGUAUGUCUCAGCACAAAUCAAUAUCUGAAGUUGGUCUUUGGGUCAUUAGGACUGUUACCCAUGCAUAUGCAAAAAUAAAAUGCACAAAAUGAACAAUAGCAGCAUGGUGUUCUGGGGGAUUUGUGGAGACAAAAUCUUUCAGAACUAGUUUGUCUGAAAGACUUUUUUUGUCUUUGGAUCUGUAUGUGAUAACAGUAAAAUAAAAUUAUUUGUACAUAUUCGCUUCAGCUUAAUGAAGUGGUCUGGGUGCCAGGUCCCUCUAGGAUUAACCCUUUUUUUAUAAACAUAGCAGUUUCAGAGAAACUGCUAUGUUUAUAAAUGGGUUAAUGCAGUCCUCAAAGCCUCUAGUGGCUGUCUCAUUGACAGCCGCUAGAGGCGCUUGUGUGCUUCUCACUGUGAAAAUCACAGUGAGAAGAUGCCAGCGUCCAUAGGAAAGCAUUGUAAGCCAGUUUUUUUUCCUGGCAUUAUAGUGGUCCUUUAAAUGCGUUUUUCGAGAACAAGCCUACAAUGCAAACGUCAGCAACCAUUUUAUUGGAAAAAAUCAGUUACUGUUCUUUCUUAUUCAUUGUUAUUACAGCUGUUGGCAUUGGUAAAUUUAAUCAUUUUACAUUGAGCAUUUAAAAAAAAAAAUUUAGUGACGCAGGGCAUCUGCUAUAUAGCUGCACAAGCUCAUUUCUGAUUUCAUAAUUAUGAAUAAAUCUCUUAAUGACUGCAGAAAAAGGCAUUGAAGCAUUUGCCAGCACCUAUAAAAUUUAAAUGUAGAAAACGUGUUACAACUUGUUAAUUCUGUCAGAUCUCCAAAGGGAAAAAAAAUAUGCACAAGGUAUACCAAAGGUAGUCUGCCCAUUGAAGUGUCUUAUGGGAUUACUGCCGCCCAAUUUCUGCCCUUUUAUGUGGAAAUGAUCUAGUUUCCUAAUAACUUCAUAAAAGGCGCACCUUAAACCCCCUCCCCCUUCCCCCCCACCUGCUGUCUGGGCCCAACAUAUCCAACGCCCAUUCAUUUUAUUCUAACAAGUUAAAAAGAUUUUGCUUUCUGGAUGUUUAUAGCAAGAAACAGGAAGUAAGGAAAUUCACCUCUGCCCUUUAGUCCUCUUUCAUUUCUGUUCCUACAAGUCACUUCUAAGACCAACCAAAUUUCCUUUUUUACCACAGUACCGUUAGCUAUUUGGAUACUGAGCACUGACUUGGUUAGCCUGUGUCCUCUAAUGUUUUUUUGUUUGUGAUCAUUUCAGAUGUUCAGGUGACACGUUCCUGAUCUAGUCACUCGUCAUGCGUCAGAAUUUAUGUAGAACAGGUCUUGAAUCAUUCCUUAAAGAGAUCAACGUUAAGCUUUUUUUGUUCACAUUUUAGUGUCCAUUACCCUGUUUGGCAGGUUUAUCUUCAUGUACCAAAGUUGAGCUGUAUACCCUACAGCAGGGGUAGGCAAACUUCGGCACCCCAUUUGUUGUGCGUUACAUCUUUGCUGAUGCUUUGCCUGCACUAUGGCUGUAAGAGCAUUGUGGGAGAUGUAGUUCACAUCAUCUGUAGUGCCGAAGGUUACCUACCCCUGUCCUACUGUCUGUCUUCUGAUACAAAACAAAAUGGAGGUUCUAUUGGAAUAUAGGAAAAGUGCUUGAGUAAAACCACCCAUCCUUGUGUCUUGUACUUAAUUGACAUCUUUUAGCCAACAGGACUAAGUAUUUCUCUAACUUUCUUGCAAUAGUCUAUAGAGGGGCCUUCUACAUUAUCAUGUUUGCUAGCCUCUGACCUAGGUUACAUUUACAGGGACACUGUAGGCACCAAGACCAUUUCAGCUAAUUGAAGUAGUCUGGGUGCUGUGACGCUUUUGCACCUAGUGCUGCAGUGUAAAACAUUGCAGCUCUAAGUCUGCCCCCUGUGGCUGUCUAACAGACAUCCAACAGAGGGCUUCUGGAAUCCAAACAGACUUUUGGUCCGUUAACUAACGCUGGACGUCCUAACAGACCUCCAGCGUCAGAUUUUCCUUAUAGAAAAGCAUUGAAUAAUGCUUUCCUAUGGGGAGGUCUAAUGCGCGCGUGGCCAUUGCCGCACAUGCGCAUUAGGUCACCAUGAUGGCUGACGUCGGCAGGCGAGGGGCGUGGGCGGAGCCUGAACCAGCACCGAGGCACAUCGGCGCUAUAUUUAGGUAAGUAGCUGAAGGUUUCUUCACCCCGUCAGCGACAUGGGAUAGGGCGCGGGAGGGGGGCACUCCAGGAUUCUCUGGUGCCAGGGAAACGGGUUUGUUUUCCUGGCACCUGAGAAUCCCUUUAAGAUGGUUGUCAUAUAGUCUGAUAGAAGCAGUGUACUGAAAAAAAAAUCAUCUAAACAUUUUAUAUUGUUGGAAUUUUAACCUGCGUAACAAACCAUAGGAGAUAAGCAUUAAACAGGUAUGUGUAGCCCGUAAACUGUAACAUAUGGGUUACUGAAGAACAUUGACUUUUUAUGCCUGAGGCACAAUUCCUCUAUUAGCUCACAGCAGUACAUAAGCCAAACCAGUCGCAGUGAUCUUUAUAUGCAGUCAAGGUAGUCCAUAGUAAUUAAGAAAAUGAUCCAGGGUAGGCAUUAUGAGACCACAGAUGAUUGACUCAGUCGGCCUAGGAGUUCCCACGGGCUGCAAAAAGACCUGGCAUCUACCCCAGUAAUGUUGGCAAGAUUCCUAAGCCAUUGUGACACAAACAGAUGGGAUAUAUUUAUUCUGGGGCCUUUCUAUAUAAGAAAAAGUUAAUGAUUGCAUUAUUGUGAAAGUAAGAAAAGCCUGAAAGCCUUUGAGAUAUUUGUGUGUUUAUAUUUUAUAGGAAAAUCUGAUUUUAAGAGAAGCAGGUCCACAUUUUCUAGAAAUAAAUGAAAAAGGAGAAUUAGCGGCAAACAAUGUCAGUGGUGUUAGUUUGCUGGUCAUGGAAAGGAUCUGCCAGUUUAGUUGAACCUAGUAAGCAAUCUUCAUUGUGACGUCCCAGUACCUCCUUUACUUGUCUGGGAAGUGUCUGUGAGAGGUUCUAAGGUUUGAAAGAUGGAAAAACCAUCACAAGAGGUGUACUUCUACAGCUGUUGUUCAAGCUAUUGGCCAUUCCUGCUCUAAGGCCUUCAGCUGGAAAUGCUGUCCACCUCUAGAAAGGCGGAUGUAUUUUCCCUGACUCUUAAGUCUGAUGCCUCCUGAAAUCAAGUUCAGCAAAUUACAGUGUUUGAGUUAAAUCACAACACUCAUCAGCACUAGUCCGAGUUCUUUUAGCUCAUCAUCUUUCGGUGGCAGACAAAGUGCUAGGUUUUAGAUGUUGACAGAACCUCUGUUUUUAUACCAGUUGAAAAUAGACCUCAAUGCUGUACUCCUGCACAUGCGCGAGAGCACAGCAGUGACGCUGACUCCUGGCACUGAAGUGAAGGAGCAGAAGAGGAUGAGGACACUGUGUGACCAAGAAUUGGUACUCAAAGACUCUCGAUAGCCACUACAAUGAGCUCUAAGAUUUAUGAUCAUAUGUGCCUCCAGUAUAGGUAAAAGGGGGCAAGUGCCCCUCUUCCAGAAUUCACUAUUUUUUAUUUAAACGUGGCCUAAGAGUUGACAGUGCCUUAUUGUACAUUAUGGUGACCCCCACCAAUGGUCAUGGUCAUUUUCAGUAUAUUCAAUGAGCCAAUGGAAUAAUGGAUUACUAGGUUUCAAUACCAAAUAAUAGGCCUUCAGACUAAUACCUAUGCUAUCAUGUGCCUCCUUGACAAAAAGAGCCCACAGUUUAUGUGGUCAAGCUGUCAGGUUACUGAAGGAAGUGGCUCUGCUUUAUACUGUAUUUUUUCCCUACUUCUUGUUAUUUUAGCUAAAGCCGUUAGUACAGGGUGUUGAACAGCAUUCUCCGAGAGGUGAUGAAGUUAUGUUUGCUCCUGUUGUCUCAGAUGUCAGUGAGAUGUGGAAAACCCCUCUAAGACUGUAGGGUAAAAGCAAACAUGGCUGCUUGGUAACAUGAAUCAUCUGUACCUUUAAAUUCUAUACUUUCAACACAUCAUAUUUUGUGUGUAUUCACAGGUUGCUCAUGUAGGCCCUGACAAUGUUUUUCUAGAGAACUUUCAUUCUGGUUAUUUGUUUUUUGCCAUUUUGAUAUAUGCAUGUUUUGAUACAUUUCACAUGAAAUUAUUCUGUGUCAGUUAAAUUCAAUAACUGUUGCAUCUCCCUCUUUAAAAGGAACAUACACGUGCCUAAUUUGGUUCACAAUCUCCCUGCCCCCUUUUUUAUACUAAAUCUGUUAAUCUUAUUUUAGGAGCUCCAAAUGUUUGAUCUCUGAGUGCAUAAUUUAGCUUUGCAGCAAUCAAACAGCAAUGUGUUUUGAAAACUAUGGAAAUGUGUUUACAACUAAGUCUUGUAAACCAGAUUCUCAGGUGUUUUCCUACAUUAUUUUAAGAUGACCAAAAUUACGUAAUUCAAUAGAACACUGAAAAUCACAUACAACUGCUACAGUGCGCAGAAACAUAUGUACCUGAAUAUGAUGAUGAAUAGGUUCACAAUGCCAUUCAAAAAAGAAAAUCCAUAUUACGCUUUACCUUUAUAUAUACAAAAUAUGUAUGUGUCAGAAGCACUCCCUUGGUUAAUAGCCGUGUCCCGGCUCUAUAUAUUCAGGAUAAGGGUGCUCAAAUUGGCACAAGUGAUAUUCAAGGUUUACAGCAUAAUAAAAUCACAAUAAAUAGCUCCAUAGCCAUACAUCCUGAACAGAUGAAUCAGUCCUGGACAGGUCUUGUGGACAUCUGAAAAAAAUCAUUGGUGCCUAGGAAAGAAAAUUGUAGCUGCAACUGAGAGUUGAAGGGGUGGCCCAUAUUAACUUAUUUUUCAUGUAUUAAAAGUGCUCUGUCACGGUCUGGGGACUUUGCAUAGUUUGCAAAGACCCCCGAUGGUGACAUCGAUGCUGGGGGGGAAGGCACCGCCAUCCUCUUCCAGUGUCCUCAUCCUCUUCUGCUCCUUCACUUCAGUGCCAGGAGUCAGCGUCACUGCUGUGCUCUCGCGCAUGUGCAGUUGUACAGCAUUGAGGUCUAUGGAGAAGUUGUGCACCUAUUCAACAUUAUAGAAGGAACAUUACAUUCAUGUAGAUAUAUUUCUGUGUGCUGUAAUAUUUUUAUUUUUAGUAUAUUUUCACGUUCAUUGUUGGAAGAUUUAGGGGCAGCAUUAUGUUUGAUAUGGUGUAAAUGUCAGUAGUUCACAAAGUCACCUAAUACAUUCUAAAUUAGCACUGUCCUUUAGCCAGACCUUCCAUAGAGUACAAAUAAAGAACUUCUGGAAUCAGGCUAAAAUUAGGAACUGUACCUCCUAUAAAGGGACAGCUAGAAAACAGCGAGUUUAGUUAUAUGUAGUUUGUGUUAUGCCUUUGAAUCUUUAGCGAGCUCAUUCAGUGACUUAACACACCAGCUCUUACUCUUUAAUAUUACUAAAUAAUAAGACAGUCUUUAUAGAUCCAAUUGCAGGGAAUAAACUUACUAAUACAUGUAAUAAGUCAAAACAAGUGUUACUAAUAUAUUUGAAAAUCUAUAUAGUUGAAAGUCUACAUAGUACGAUCCAAGCAUUUCUAUCCCUAGAAGGUAAUAAAAUUAAUGAUCAGUUAUAUAUUGCGUUGCACUGCCUGGUAUGAAUAGUGUAAUUAGUAUGAUUAUAUGACUCACCAGCAACUAGAUUUAAGAUUUACUAUAAUGUGUUAAGCCAGUCUUACCUUAGGCAUAUUUAUUUUGAAACCCUAUAACUUUCUUUACGGCCUUUAAAAAAUGUAGAUAAAUAUAUACACGUUACCGAAAGUUAUAUAUGUGCAGCUGAGGGCAGACAGACUACAUUUAGACGGAUAUCACAAUAUAAACAUGCUGCAUACAAAUUAGUUUGCAUGAACAAAGAUUUGGAAUUCUUAAAAGGAAAGUUUUAGGACUUUUCUUUUAGAAUAAGUUAUUUUGUAAAAUUACCUCUAAAUAAAUGUUAAUACUAUAAAAAAAAAAAAUUUUUAAGCAGAAUAAUUAUUUUCCAUUUUUUUGUCCUAUCAAAACCACUCAAAUAGGCUUACAUAAAUACUGUAUAACUCAACUUGUUCUAGAGCCCGGACUGCUUUUCUGCAGGCUCCAGCUCCUCCUUUAGUGAUGUCAGUUCCCAAGCUGACAUUGUAUUGCUUCUCAUAGAGAAUAAAUUUUUCCUUGGGUUGAAGGAGGAAAAACUGCAAAUGGUUGCAGGGUUAAAGCUAAAGGACCACGGCACCCAGUGGUCUCGAUCUUUGUGACUAUAGCCUUUCUUUAAAUGGGAACCAUCACUUUUACAGAAAUUGCACAAUUCAGUAAAACAUUGAAAACCACAUCAGCUCAUGUUUAUGGCCCUCUGGAGUGGUUAUGGUGUGAGUAGUUCCCAGGCAGCCUCCCAGAGUAAGAAGAAAACCUUACCAGGUGUCUGCCACCACCUCCCAUGCUGCAGGAGAGUAAUGCAAGGGGCUCCCAGUGAGCUCCUACUGUGCGGAGCUGUGCUCAUUGGCUGAGUGUCUUAGCUGAGCAAUCUUAGCCAAUGAACAUUGUACAACACGGCUGGGCUUAGCUCUGUUGCAGCAGCUUCCGUCAGCUGGGGAGGAGGGUGGCGAUCCCCUACGAGACCCAGAUAAAUUAUUAAACUACCCUUACGCUUUGACUACUUACUCUGGGAGGGCGCCUGAGUGUGCUGUAAUAGUUAUGGUGCUUGGAAUAUAACUUUAUUAAAUUAUUAAAAAUCCUGGUAAAUGUCAGUUUCUCUUUCAUUAUGGAUGAAGAUUAAAUGAACUUGAAAUAUUAAAAUGUUAGAGAAUGUAAAAGGUAAUCCAGUGAAACGAAUACAUGUUCAUUGUUUUUCAGACUCUAUAAAGUUUCUAUAAGAAACAGAAUUGAAUAUACAAUUAUGCUGCUAGGCAUGUGAAGUACUUUUAAUGCUCAAUCCAUAACACAGGCACAAUAAAAUAUAUCCAGUUUUCCUUACUACCCAUGUUUUUUUAUGUGGUCUUUCCACAACUGGGAAUUGUGGAGACAAAAUAGCUAAGCUGGAAAAAUAGCAAUAUUGGAUAUUUUUUUUCAAUUUAUUAUUUAAGAGUGCCAGAAUCGCAUUGAAAACAUUCAGGAAUCUGUCCAAAUGACAUCUAGAUAAAGGGAGGGAUUUAAUGAUAAAAUCUGUUAUCUCUCAGGAAUAGGGGAACUUUGAAAACAGGUGUAAAAAAAACAAAAAAAGAAAAUCAAGUUUCAUUUGAAAACAAGUUGAACGAGAGUGAGAACGCAGUCCUGAGAAUGCUUUACCAUAUCAAAAUGCAUGGAAUAUCUCUCAGGAUCGCAAGAAAACCCUAAUGAUUUCUUUUUGGGUAAGGCUACACACUUUGAGAUAGUAUUUUUAUCUAGAUAAACAAAUUAAAUUUAGAAAAGAACGCAAUGACGUUUCAUGAGAUAAUUGGUUAUCAUUCAUUAAAAGUUGCUGCAGGAUUGCUAUACUGUAAAGGGAUGUCUUCAGUGGAAAUUGGUUAAACCUUAAUUUUCAAGUGUAUAAGUAACUUAUUCCCCAGUUAUAUAUUUGUUGCAAGUUAGUGUUGUAUAAUCUGAAUAUUUCGCUUUAUUGCUGUAUGUGUGUGUUUGUGUUCAAUAUACACACAAAUACAAACAUAAAACAUUGGAAACAAAUUUGAAAAGAUGGUGAGUCUUUCAAUCUCUUGUAUCUAUUUUAUUGAGAGAGGGAUUAAUGACAGUUUUUUCUUUUUGUACCUCUAAAUAAACAUUCGAAACUACAAGCAGGCAUCAUAUAUGAAUGUAUGAAUAAUGACAAUAAUUUAACUGUAAUUGCUAUGCUAUAUAUCAAAAAAUCUAUUUAUACAAUAGAUAAGAUCCCAGAUAACUGACUAUACUCGAUAACCCAAUGAAGCGUCCUAAGCAUCUGAAUUGUUUUGGGUAGUCGGAGUACUAAACCUCCUACUGCUGUCAGAACACUCUCUUAUUCCAAUGGAAUAGUCUACUGACUUCCCUUUGACUAUAAUAUUUAUUACAAAUGGCAAUGGAGUCUGAUGGGUCCAGGAGUUAUUUUCUAUUUUCUGGUACUUGAGAAACCAAUGGAUAUAUCCUGAUAGUGUGUAUUUCUUAUGGUUUAAGAUUAAUAAGCAACUGCAGGCAAAUAGACUUGAAUAGAAGUAUAUCCUGUAAAUAUGUGCAGGCUGCCCACUCACUUCUAGUAAUACGUUCACAAAUGACCUGAUCGCACAUUUACCCUGAUUUUAAAGGGACAGUAAUCUGUAAUGCACUUUUUAGAUUUUAAAGAGACAGUAAUCAGUAAUGUACUUGUUGUGUUUGUUUAUUCUAUAUAUUAUGCAUUCACUGUAAUAUGCUGUGUUUUUUUUUUUUUUGGUUUUUUAAAAACCCUGUAGGCACAAAUAACUUACAUGACCCUGACUACCUGUAAAAAAAGGUCAAAUCUAAAAAGACACUAAUAGGUUAUACAGGUGUAACAAGGGUUAUGCAGUAAUGAUUCGCAUAGCACGAAAACCCUUAAGCCUCUUCCAAAGAUAAACUUUUUUAGAUUUAGUGUCACAAAGGAAUCAUUUUUGAAAGAGAGUUUAAAGUAGUUUCACCUGCACCCAUCAUCAUCAUCACCAGCUUAUUCCUUAAUACGCCACUCAGUGCUAGACACAAAUAGCUUACAUGACCCUGACUACCUGUAAAAAAGGGUCAAAUCUAAAAAGACACUAAUAGGUUAUACAGGUUCCUUAAAAGGAAUCUAUAGUUUUAGGAAUAGAACUUUGUAUUCUGUACACUAUAGUGCCAUUUGGUUCACCCCCACCACCCUCCCCCCUUCUCCAUGAGCCCGCCUUUUAGUACGUAAAGGGUUAAAAAACCUUUAUUUACUCACUAGACUUCUGCGCCGAUCUCCCUCCGCUUCUUCAGACAUCAUCGACCUAAUGAGAUAGCACAGCGGUCCCUUUAAUGUAAGUAACUUGGAUGACUGCAGACAAGUGUUGGAAUCUGCUUCAGAACACACCAGCUUAUUCCUUAAUACAGCACUCAGUGCUAGGCACAAAUAGCUUACAUGACCCUGACCACCUGUAAAAAAAGGUCAAAUCUAAAAAGACACUAAUAGGUUAUACAGGUGUAACAAGGGUUAUGCAGUAAUGAUUCGCAUAGCACGAAAACCCUUAAGCCUCUUCCAAAGAUAAACUUUUUUAGAUUUAGUGUCACAAAGGAAUCAUUUUUGAAAGAGAGUUUAAAGUAGUUUCACCUGCACCCAUCAUCAUCAUCACCAGCUUAUUCCUUAAUACGCCACUCAGUGCUAGACACAAAUAGCUUACAUGACCCUGACUACCUGUAAAAAAGGGUCAAAUCUAAAAAGACACUAAUAGGUUAUACAGGUUCCUUAAAAGGAAUCUAUAGUUUUAGGAAUAGAACUUUGUAUUCUGUACACUAUAGUGCCAUUUGGUUCACCCCCACCACCCUCCCCCCUUCUCCAUGAGCCCGCCUUUUAGUACGUAAAGGGUUAAAAAACCUUUAUUUACUCACUAGACUUCUGCGCCGAUCUCCCUCCGCUUCUUCAGACAUCAUCGACCUAAUGAGAUAGCACAGCGGUCCCUUUAAUGUAAGUAACUUGGAUGACUGCAGACAAGUGUUGGAAUCUGCUUCAGAACACACCAGCUUAUUCCUUAAUACAGCACUCAGUGCUAGGCACAAAUAGCUUACAUGACCCUGACCACCUGUAAAAAAAGGUCAAAUCUAAAAAGACACUAAUAGGUUAUACAGGUGUAACAAGGGUUAUGCAGUAAUGAUUCGCAUAGCACGAAAACCCUUAAGCCUCUUCCAAAGAUAAACUUUUUUAGAUUUAGUGUCACAAAGGAAUCAUUUUUGAAAGAGAGUUUAAGGUGGUUUCACCUGCACCCAUCAUCAUCAUCGCACUGCUUUACUGGUGGGAUUUGGGCAAUAACACCACUAGCAAAUGCACAAAUUGCACUAGGUCAGAUUUAUAAAUGGUAGUAAAAUUUACCUGUGUACAGCUUUUAAACAAGGAAAAUAAGGGGAACAAUAAAUUACCACGCCUUUUUUUGUUCUUAAAAAGGAAUCUAUAGUUUUAGGAAUAGAACUUUGUAUUCUCUACACUGUAGUGCCAUUUGGACCCCCCUCCCCCCUUCCUCAUGAGCCCGCCUUUUAGUACAUAAAGGGUUAAAAAAACCUUUAUCUACUCACUAGACUUCUGCGCCGAUCUCCCUCCACUUCUUCAGAUAUCAUCGACCUAAUGAGAUAGCACAGCGGUCACCGCACUUGAUGUCCUCAUGCAGAGGAUAAGGAUGUCUAACGUCACUUAAGUGACCCAGAGUCCAGUAAAUAACCGGAAGCGCCUCUAGUGGCUGUCCGGUAGACAGCCACUAUAGACUGUUUUAGCACUGCAAUGUAGUCUACAAAACUGUAAUGUUUACCUUCCAGGGCUAAUGAGCUGAAGUGGUCUGGGUACCUGUUGUGUCCCUUUAAUGUAAGUAACUUGGUUGACUGCAGACAAGUGUUGGAAUCUGCUUCAGAACACCCCAGCUUAUUCCUUAAUGCACCACUCAGUGCUAAACAUUGUUAACUGAUCACAUAUGAGUUUGAACAAACGAAAAAAAACUAAUCACAAAACUCAAAAAGAGUAGAGAAGUGAGUUUAACACCUAAUGCAUUGUGUAAUGCAAACUGAGCUUAGUUUUCACAGGAUGGAACCAGAACAAAGAAUGAGCAACACAAACGCUCAGGGACACACCUGCAGAUACAGUUAAAGACGAAUAAAAUGUGACAAAAUGUAUGUAAUUAAGAGCAAACUAGUACCUUUGAGAGUUUGUAAAAUAACACCCAUGAAAAAGAGGACAUGCGACUUAUUAGAAAUAUUUGGUCAAAGAGGUUAUGGGUCUUUUGGGUGUGAACUUUAUAAAGAAACUGCAGAAGUCCGAUUUAUUUUUACAUCUCUCUGUCGUGCAAGUCACCAUGGUAAAAUUUGUAUUGUAUUCAAAACCGUAAAAAUGAAAGACCUCUAUCAUUCAGUGUAGGGGAAAACAUGGCGUGUGUCUCUACCAGAAAGAAGGUCAUGUACUGUGCACACAGUAAUAUCUUAACAUACAGCUUGUUUCUACCUGGAUACAUUUUUUUAUUAAAAUCAAGUUCUUGUUUGUUGGGAUUCUCAGAAUUCUAAAGAUUUUUCAAUUCAUGUUGGCAUGGGGUUCUUGGGAAGUCCCUGGUGACUGAGUGACAAUAUUGAAAGGUCAAUAUCCCUUAAUUUGCUUCUAUUUUCAUGGUGUUUUCCUCUUUGUCUUGCAGUGGAUUUGAGUGUCCCAGUCAGCACAAUCCUGACUUCUGCGACCCCCAUGGAUUUCCAACUCGUUUCACACCUCAGCCAGCGCCCAGAUACGGCAAUCCUUAAUAUGAAGCCAACCCAACAGCCUCUCUUCCAAACCCUCUCUCAGCAACACCAGCAAAUGGAGCACAAGAUGCGGGUACUUUUCAUUUUAAUUUUACAUUCUUGGCAAUAGUCACAUGAUUAAAAGUCACAUUUAAAUGUUUUAGUACAGAACAGCAUAGUGAUCUAAAUAGUAAAUAUCAUCAAUGGUAUCAAAAUGAAUCUGGAAGAAUUCCAAUGGCAAGUGCUAAGUUUGAAGCAAUCAGAAUAAACAUGUUGUUGCUUUUAAUGGACAAUGUCUACAGCCAUUGCUAUAUAUUUUAGUAGAUUAUCAUACUUUUACUCUGAAUUUAAGCAUCGUGGUAGUUUUCCGUCUAAAAGUCUUAUUAAGCAAACUAGAACUGGCUCAAAAUGGAUGGUAGAACUGGCUCAAAAUGGAUGGAGUGCUAAGCCUGAAGGAAUCAGUUUAAUUAUAGCCUUGUUUUCUGUGUAAUUUGGUUGCUAAUAUAGAAUGCAUGAACAUUAAAUCAUUGUGACAAAGUUACACAAAGUGGUUCUCAGGUUCUUCACCUGAUGGAAUAGGCCCCAUGUGUAGGCAACCUUGGCAAUCCAGAUGUUGUGAACUUCAUCUACCAUAAUGCUGUUACAACCAUAAUGCUAGCAAAGCAUCAAGGGAGAUGUAGUCCACAGCAUCUGGAGUGCCGAAGGUGGCCUACCCAUGGAAUAGGGCACAUUGAGAAGAACUUUACCAUUCGGUUACGUUUAGAAUGGAGUCCCAUGUACACAUGGUCACCUUAGAGUUUCUGUAUGAUUUAAUUUAUGUGAUAGUGUCAUGACUGGUUAAUUAUAAGCUGAUUUCGUAGCUUAAACACAGCUUUAUACACAAACAUGUUCUAGAUAUGAGAUUACACUGCUAACAUCUCAAUGAUAUGUUUCUAUCAUAUCACAUAGCAUGCGGAUUAUAAAUCAUUGAAUUAAAAUUCUAAAAUUCCUUAUAAUAACAUAGUUCUAUAAUCUUGUCUCCGUUUUAUCCAAUAACAGCUGAGCGUGGAGGCAGCUUGCCGAAAUGCAGAGCAUGCUCGCCAGGAAUCAAGCUUACGCCAACUUGUGAACAAAGACAAAAGCAAAUGCAGUAAGAACACGGCUCCCUAUGUGGUUCUAUACACUGAGAAUCAAGCCAGCCCUUGUUGCUUUAAUGGCAAAGAACUCGCAAUUACUUGACCCUUUUCAAAUUAGGAGAGCAUUACACCAAGUACCAAUAUCAUUAAAAUAUACUGCAAAAUACACUUUAAUGGGAAGCACUGAAAGUGCCCAUUGAUUUCACAAGCUUUAUUGUAACUACACUUCAACUUAAGUUGAUCACUAUUGUGAUCAGUGAAAAACUUUCGAGACAUGUUUAUUGCAAUAUUUUACAAAAUGUCUGGUAAUUUUCCCUCUGUAGAGAUUACAGUGUAGAGAAAUGUUUUAAUGCAACACAAGGGCGCCAUCUAGUGUUCAUGAAUAAUACACAUCCCUACAUUAAACGAUGUGUAAGCAACUUGAUCAUAAACCAUACUAAGCUGCCUUCUGACUCAUUGCAAUGAGUGGAUUCUUUUAUUUCGUAUAGGUUUGGCCAUUUAACAGCAAUGUAUUACCAAUUUCUGUUUAUACAUUUCUUAUGGGAAUGGAAUAUAAAUCCAAGACCUAUUCAUAGGGUUGAGAGGGGUGUUGAGAAGAGUACCACAGUCAGGUGCACUAGUGUCCUCUUUUGGGAGAAAAUGUUUUUAUAAAUUAAUUCUUAAACAUGGAUUUAAAACAAGAAAUGCAGGUGAUUCUGAUAGUGUAUUUUAAAAUGCACUAAUUAAAGAAACACUCUGCAGAUAUGCAGAUGAGAGGGUAUAUGAUAACAUUAUACAAAUAUAUUUGGGGCCAAUACAAAACCAUGGUGUGGAAAUCUAUUCACAAACCGGACUUUACAUAGGACACGAGGUCAUGCGUUUAAACUGGAAGAAAGAAGAUUUUGUCUAAGGCAAAGGAAAGGUUUUUUUUUCUGUAAGAACAAUAAGGAUAUGGAAUUCUCUGCCUGAAGAAGUGGUUUUAUCAGAGUCCAUACAGAUGUUCAAACAGCUACUAGAUGCAUACUUGCAAAAACAGAAUAUUCAAGGAUAUAAUCUUUCAAUGUAGGGUAAUAACUGCUUGAUCCAAGGAUAAAUCUGACUGCCAUUUUGGGGUCAAGAAAGAUUUUUCUUCCUAGCUUGUUGCAAAAUUGUAAGUGCUUCAAACUGGGUUUUUUGCCUUCUUUUGGAUCAACAGCAAAAAACAAAUGUGAGGAAGGCUGAACUUGAUGGACGCAAGUCUCUUUUCAGCUAUGUAACUCUGUAACUAUGUAAGAUAUAGUAUAUACAGCUACUGAAUGUGCUCUCUUGCAACGCUAACUUUCUGUGGCUGCCCGAUCACAGACAUUGUGCUCUGAUUUAAAUAAAAAUCUGGACCUUUUUAUAAAUUGAAAACAAAAGUGGACACACUUCACAGCUGAAGUGCUUGAGGUGUUUGCGGUUUUCCCUUACACUAGGAUAUUGUAUUCUCUAUAUUUCAUCAAAUGUCUCUUUUCAUAUAUACAUGUGACUGCUUACCUUUUCUAUGUAACUUUUUUCGACUAGUUCAUCAUAAUGUUUUGUUAGCUCUAUUAUUAAUAUUGGUGUAUUCUUUUCUACUGUUCUCUUGGUUUUGUGCGUUCUGUGAUCUUGUCUAUAGUUAGUUGGUAUCUGUUUGUAUGUGUCCAUUUGUUUAGUCCCAUUAAUAAUGAUAAUGUAAUGUUUUUAUCUAGGUGCCAUGGCCAGUCCUGCAGUUAAGCAGAAGCUGCUGGAGAUGAUUCGCAAUAAACAGCAGGUGGCGCCAGAUCGCAAUAACGUUACCAAUCACAGCUCAAACACAACUAUGCUUUACAGGUAAGUUACAACCAAAAGAACAAGCCACGCAUCAUUUCUUUAUCUACCCAUACAGUUUGCUAAUAUAAUGUAAACAUUCUUUUAUUGUCAUCUUUUUCAGGCCCCCUGAGAUUGAAACACAUCAACCUCCUAUUGUGAAUAAUUUCAUUCCUCAAGUGACUGCCCGCAGCUGCAAUCCUUCAGAGCAUUUUCCUCUCCGGAGGACAGGUGGGACCUUCUUCUGAAAUAGUCUUUCUGUAUUGGGUGUUGGGAUCCAUUGCAUUCGGGAAUAAAAAACAAUGUGGUGGUGGCACCUGUGUUGCCCUGUAAUAUACCCACUUACAUAUGGGAUCACGACUACUAUUAAAAUUCUGAUGGACUUUAACAAAGUUCUCUCUUUCUCUGAGAAUCUGUAAUUUAGUUUCAGUAAUGUAUAAUAAGUACAGAAGGAAGAUUACCUGGUUGCUUAAAAUGUGUUAUGGAGGGUGGAGGAUGUUUAGUUAACACAUUGUACUAGAAAGGCCAAGGCUCAACAUGCAAAUUUAGUUAAUUCUAGAAUAUUGUGAGCCCUGAGCACUAUCUGCUCUGGACUCAGGGUGGGCUUUAUUCACCUUCAGGGUUGUUUGGGUUCCGUAUCCAGAAUUCCUCCUGCCAUUUGACUGGUGGCUAAGCAGUGCUCCAUUUAUGUAUGCAACGAAUAGACUAAGGAUUAGGGCAAACCCUCUUUAUGUAGGAGUUCCAUUGCUACGCUUUGUAUCAUUUCAUGUUAGCGCUUCAUAAAUGAAAACGAGCACUGGCCUUUAUUUCCUAUGCAGCCUCUGAGCCUAACCUGAAGUGGCCCUGCAGGCCCAAGAAGUCUGGAAGGAAAAACCCAUUAACCCGCAAGGAAAGCGCUCCACCUGCAGUCAGAAGGAGACCCCUAGAGACCCAGGGUGGGUAUAUUACAUUUGAAUGAGCCCUUGGUUCCAAAUUUAACUCACAACAUUUAUUCUGCCAGGUUCUCAUUACUAGCACUUCUAGAUUAGUCACAUAUUAGAUUACGUUUUGGGAAACAUGGCAUUAUGUAGUUAGAAACCUCUAUAACGUAUGCUUAAAUAGUCUGUUAUUUUUAUUAUAUUAUUACUUAAAAAUUCCACUUUAAAACUAUUGUUGAAGUUGUUAUGGUGUUUAUUGGGUCGUUAUAAAUGCUUUUCUAAAUAUUCACUUAUGAAAGCACCUGAAAUGGCAAAAGUUACUGUUUCAGGGGCACAUCAAUGGUGAUUACAUUAAAAGGAGGCCAUCUCAGAUUCACAUAGUUCACAUAGAAUCCAUAGUUUGUUUUGUAUUAAUACACUAAGUUUCUAGAGCUGACUUUACGAUAUACUUCUGUUCUGUGUGUUAUACUACAAUCUCUUUAAAAAACUUUUUUUUAAAAACCAGAACAAAAUAACAAAACUGAUUUGUGCUAGGCUAGAUAAUAAAUAUGUACUAGAUUUACUUUAUAUUAACGCUGAGUGAAGAACCCUUUAAUAUUCUAUUUCAUUAGCAACUAGGAUAAAUUACAUUUGCAAAAAAAUGGUUAAAUUGGAUUAUAUUAAAAAAAAUGCAAUUCAGUUGAACUGGGGAUUUAUUUUCCACUUUGUUUUUGUUUAAAUAUUGCAACACAGAAAUCAUCUAUGUGCAUCUCUCUUAUCAUUCUAUAGUGAAUGAAAAUAAUACUUUGCUAAAUCUGUUCUUACAAAUGCAUGUCCACGUGGCCUUGUUCUUUUCUAUUGCUAUCACAGUCUUUCUGUUCCCUUUGCAGACUCUUCACCGAGCAGUAGCAGUACCCCGGUGUCUGGCUGCAGUUCACCAAAUGAUAGCAUUCCGGCUGAAAAUGGAAGUCUUUCAUCCAUCCCAGGAGCUGCCUCGGAGGUAAUUUAGACAUUGUCAUUGUACAUUUUGGUAAAAACUUAAAUAAUUUCCUGUAGUCUUCAAACAGCCCAGAUCAAACUUAUUCUAAGCUGAACGAGUAAAAAAAUAAAACAUAUCUUGUGAUCCAUGGACUCUGCCAUAUGCUUCUUUAGUUUAGUGAUAAUUUCACUUAGUACGUUAAUGGCUUUUUAUUGCAUUUUAUUGGAAAUGUGCAGAUGUAGAAGAUGAAGUUAUUGGCCAUUUAGUCACUUAUUUCCUGGUAUCAUAUGGCAAUACAUUUUCAAAUAACCUAUGGGCCACUGCUAUUUUCCUGAUCUUCAAGUUUUUUGUUUUUUUAUGACAUAUACUUGCAUAUAAGAUGUAAACCUAUUUUUCACAAUGUCAAAUGAGAUACAGCAUUGGCGUAUUACUGACCCCUGUGUCUUCCUCGUUGAUGUACCUUAACCUGAUUAAAACCCAAAUCUAUCCUCAUAUCGCCGUUCAGCUUUAUUUUAUCGUAUUGGAACAGUGCUCUGCUUAAAGGGACACUAUAGGCACCAAAACGUCUUUAGCUUAAUGAAGCAGUUUUACUGUAUAGGUCAUGCCACUGCUGAAUUAUAUGUCAAUUAGGAGUUAAAUCACUUUUGUUUCUGUUUAUGCAGCCAUUGCCACACCUCCCCUGGUUGUGACUGACACAGCCUGCAUGGAAACAAAAUGGUUUAAUUUUCAAUCAGAUGUUAAUUUGCUUUAGAAGAUUAUCUCUCCUGCUCUGUAAAUUGAACUUAAAUCACACACAGGGGGCUCAUAGAUGGUCUAAAAAGCUAUUUACAGAGCAGGAGAUAAGAAAUUCUAAAUUAAACAGAAAUUGCAAUAAAGGAAGUGUGAACAUUAGAUGACUCUGUACAGGAAGUAUUGAGAAAGGCUAAUCGCAUGCAGGAUGGCAUGACUAUGGCUGCAUAAACAAAGUGCUUUAACGCCUAAAUGGCAGGGAAUUGAGUGGUGAGACUGCAGGGGCAUAACCUAUACAUCAAAACUACUAAAUUAAGCUAAAGUUGUUUUGAUGCCUAUAGUGUGCCUAUAACGCUUCCUCUAGAUUAUUCUCCUUUCACCAUAUUUUAUUUCCAAAAUCAGCUAAAAAAAGACCUCUAUGUUCUUCCUUUGUAACAUUGAAAUUGUCUAUCCAUUUGUCAACAUCCUCCUUCAUAACAUUAGGGAUCUCCAGUUCUCAUCAGCAUAUUCCAUUGAUUGUAAAUGCUCCAUAUUCUUUGUUGAUAAUGCAUAUUUUUGUGCUCUGGUAUCUUCCACUAUAUAUAAUAUCUAGAAAAAUAUUUUCUUUUCAUCUGCCCUAUCACCAGUGUGUCCUACCACAAUUUGGCAAACUUAAACACUGCACAACUUCAGAGUCAGAGUCUGACAACAUCAUUUAAAUAAACGGGUUCCUUAACAUUAAAAACCAAAGAAAAAAGUUAUUUUUUCCCAAAACCCUACGCACAUUUAAAUAACUGGAUUUUUUUUUAGUUUCUAGUGAUAUCAACAAGCCUCCAGUUAUUUAAAUGUGCGUAAGAAUUUUGGAUAGUGCACAUGUACCUGUUUUCUUUGGGGGUUUUUUGUAUGUAUUGGGGCUGAUGUGUGCUAUAUUCAUUGCUGCUGGUCAGGAGUAGUGGGAGUUUGAGUGCAGAGUUUAAUUUUGUAUGUUUGUAUUUGCUUUCUUAACAUGUUUGUCUAACAGAACCAUUAAGACUGCACUUCCUCUUGCUCUUAUAUGCAGGAGCAAUAGGCAGAAGCAGAGACUUCCAGUCCGAAUGAAUACAUAUUAAUAGUACACAUUAAUCCAUGUAACUGCUGCACUUAUUUACCUCCCCUCUAUUAUAACACUUUCAUUAGUUGUAAAGCUCUAAGUUUAUAUGAUCAACUUUCUAAACAUAUGUAACCUUAAAUAUUUUUCUGUUGAAAUUUGACUAUCACAAGGUGGUUAUACUUUGUGCUUUUGUUUGUACAACUGUUUUGAAUAUUUUAUUGGGUGAUGGUUUGUGUAGGCCUCAGCAAUAUUUAUAAUUUGUUAUAUGUGGGUUUGUUUGGUACAAUAAAUGAGUAUUUUGGGACUUCUUUUUCUAACAGUAUGUUUGCUAUCGUCAAUAAACAGGGAGAUAUAGAACGGAGGACAUUAUCUGGUAUGGUACAUGUCCCACUUGUGACGCAUCCCACCGUCUUCAUGUCAUCGGGUAUAGAGGGCCAUGACGGUACCAACUCUUUGGCAGCUCGUUUGCAGCCAGUAAUCAUCCUAGAAUCCUCAGGAACUCGUACACCUUUAGUGGCAGGUAGGUACUUUAGAAUUUAAACUACUACUUAAUGGCAGUAGCUGUGGCCGUGUGCUGUGUUCUGCAGUAUGGUGAAGAAUGUUCUCAAAGAAACACAAAUAUUUGCCAAUGAAAACACUAAAUGUAUAAAGUUUUUAUUUUUGAACAGAAUGUUACUCCUUCCUUCUAGAAAAAAUGUUUACGAGAAAUAAGCUACAUUUUUUUGAAGUUUUGUUCGGCAGAUGCCUUGUCAUUUAUGUAUUUUAUCACCCAAAUGUAUAAUUUCUCACUUGUCUUAUCCUGUUUUCUGUAAAAAGAGGAUUUAAUAUCAGCUGUAGAAGGGUUUCACUAACCACUCCUUUGCAUUACACAAGAUCGCACAUUUUCUGAUGAUUUUUCUGCUUGGCUGGCCCCAAUACAUUAAUUUGCCUUCUUUAUUUAGUAAUAUGUAAAAUAUAUGUAAUACAGUCAGUCUCAAAAUCUAAAAUACAAAUAAGUAAAAGAACACUAUUUAAAAAGUCAUUUUCAUUUGUGGUUCAGGUUAGUUAAGCUCACUAAUAACAUUUAAAAUAUGUAGGGUAUAUGUGAAAUGAGAUAGAAAGGGAUAAAAAUAAAUACUCGUGAAGUUUAUCCAGGCAUUAAGUACAUGAAACUCUCAGUUUCUAUAAUUGAUUUCUUGUGUAUAAGCCAAGUAUAUUUUUUUACAAUGUCUGGAACAAGGAAUUGCCAUUGUAAAAAUAAAAAAAUCUACUGCCAUCUUGUGGUUACUGUAAACAUAGCAACAUUGCACUUCAUACUAUAGUGUCUUAAGCUUUGAUUUGGUUUCAUUAACAGUUCCAGACCAGGGUUACAGGACUUAACAUUUUGUUUUUCUUGAAGAAAUUAAUAUUGAAACAGGUUUGCAGCCAACUGUUAAUUGUGAUUGUAAUGUGUACAGGGGAUAAUAUUUCCCAUUAUUUCUGUUUCAGUUCAAAGUCUAGGUUCAGUGCCUUUUCAGAUCUCUCCCUCCCUUCUAAGCAAUCACUCAUCAGUUCUUGGACACCACAAGGCAUUAAGCAGAACCCGUUCUGAACCAAUUCCUCAAAAUCAGAAGACACUUCAACAGCAAUUGCUCUAUCAACCGCAAUACCCAAUGUACACUGAACAUUUAAAACAGCGGCAGUUUAACAAGGUAAAGUUUACUGAAAAAGCCAUGCUUGUGUGUUUUAGGCAAUAUGGUUUUUUUUUUACUUUGUUGUGGGGGUUUUAAGUCCUAAAUUAUUUGUGUUUAUGAAUAGUGUUCCAUGUCUAGUCGGUGGGACUGGUUCGCUAACUUUGUGUUCUGAACUCACAUGUCUAAACUUUAUGUUGAUGAAUUGCAUCUUUUAUCUGUAUCUAGCUAGUUAACAUGGGAAAGGAUGGAACAACCCCUACUGAAUAUAGAGAUGAGGGAUAAACUGCCAGAAACAAUGUACAUUUUAGAGUUAUAAACAAAUGCCUUUAUUUAGGAACAAUUAAUGGUUUGACAACUGUCAAUUGUUCCACACUAAUUAAGUAAAUUAGGUCUCGAAAUAUGAUUCUAACAAACCCUAUGUCUAUAUAAAAGCAGUGUUGGAACAGAUAGCACCUUCAAGCACAACCCAACAUUGUUUAAAGCAGGUAACACUUUCAACUGUGAAGAGAAGACUUAUGUUGCCAAGAUGGCAAAAUGUGAAUAAGAGACUUGCCUGGAAAAAUGUAUUUUCUCUAUCACACAGAGUUUUUGUAUUGCAUUGAGAAGUUGAAAGGAUGGUUAAUCAUAAUGUGACAUCACUGUCAAACACGGAGGGGGUGUUAUGGUCUCUUGAACCUAUGAGCUGGCUAUUUGCAUAGAGUGAGUGGCAAUCUGAGUCAAAAAGACUUAUGCAGUAAUCUCAGGUGCUUAGCCUCUAGUUUGUUGUAAAUCAAGAUAUACCUCCAGGCUGUGUCACAACUCCCUUAAGCUCCAAAACAUGGAAGGGGCAGCACAACUGAGCUGACAUUUUUAUGGGGGAUGUAGUAUUCUUUUAAACCGCUUACAUUUCUAUAAUUACUGGGAAACAUUAGGUGUUCUAAAACGAGAUUAUCACAGUAUCCAAUUCUUUUUAAAGCUGUACUUGAUGGGUAUGUUUUGUUUUAUUAAACCAACUUCCGUGUCAUAAAAGUGCCAAAAUUCACAUUGAACUGAGCAACUGUGUUACGCACCUAGCAGAUAUAUGAAUGUAUGAUUUUACCCUGGACAAUAGUAGGGGAUCCCAAACCAUUUUUAUUUAUUCAAACAUAUAUUUUAUUAUUCAAACAACAGCAUAGUGGUACAAAUGAUUCAGUAAGGAAAUAUAUAAAGAUCACUUAGCUGCCAAUACUGGAGUUUAAUUCCUUAAGAAAGGAGUUGUGGAGAAGGGUAGAGAGGGUGUGGGAGGAGGGCAAAGGGGAAAGUUGAAGAAAAAAACAGGAUAAUCUAAAGAACUAUUACUGCAUCACUUAUAAGAAUGUCCAGGUGGGUCAUAUACAAUAUUCCUGCAAGAGUCCCUCCUUAACUUCUCAAUGUCAACAAAGCCAUAGUUAAAAAAGUGUUGAGCCAUGAUGACCACAUUUUAUGUACAUAUUUAUAUGUCCUAUACUUGUGAGUUUGUCUGUGGACAAUAUGUUUUAUAUUUUACCAUCUAUCUGGGCUUUGUGUAGGAAUUGAGACUUCCAGGUUCUUGACAGGUUAACCUGACAAACAUCUAAUAUACAUUUAUUGGUACAACCCAUUUAUUUUAUUCCAUGUCUUUUAUUUUAACCCAGAUAUUUUUGAGACAAAGUAAACAUUGAGGGUUAGCUAUAGCAUUUUCCAUGAACAUCUAUAUCUGAUAUAAUCCCUAUUCUUAUUUUCUUGGUGUCCAAGAUCAAAUGUAAUGAGCGAGGCUUGUAAGUAAUCUUUUUGACAUGGAUCUGUUCUGUUUGUUCAUUGCAGCGUCUGUCAAAAACCAGUGAGAGACCAAGGUUAAGCCAGAUCCCAUCAGAGGAGCUUGAUGACAGUGGAGCUGCAAGCGAGAGGCCUUCAGAGGUAGGAGGAAACUCUCUGAGAGGGCAUGGCGAGUCCUUGAGAGGUGGUCUGCACGAUACGCACAGCUCCAGCCAUUCAGUGGUUCAGCAACAACAUUAUCUACCGCAGGUACAAACAGCCUUUCAGGCCUAUCAUGCAGCCACGAACUGGCUCCUUCCAAACAGGCAAUCUUGUGUCCAGUUAGGAAAGUGCAGUUUGUGGGCUAUGUAAAUAAAUGAUAAUAUAUGAUGGCAAGUCAAUUCUACACAAUAUAUUGUGGCAAAUGUGAUGUCAAUAAAAAGCAAAAGGCAUACAGGGUUAUUAACUAAGGUUAGAACCCAAAGGGAAUUAAAUUAUAGUGCCAGAGUAGCUGAACUGACGUGGAUAAUUUUUGUUGACCGUAAAUUUUAAAUUCACUUUGAAUUCACAUUGAAUUCUCACUUUAGUGAAUAACCUUGGAAGGUUCAAACAGAAACAAUCGGAAAAUUAACAUACACCAAUUAACAAAAAUCUGGAGUUAAUGAAGUGUAGCAGUCAGGAAUAACUGUAUAUCUGUUUUAUUUUUAAUUCCUUGUGUUUACUUUUUUUCUUCAUUAAUACAUUUGUAUUUGUGAGAGAUGGAAAAUAAAGCUAAAUGUAGAAAUCGAUACCCAUUUAUCCUGGAACUGGGUUCUUAAAAAAAUGAGCUCCUUGUCAAUCAUUGUCACAAGCUCUGUCCUCUGCACUUGGCAGUCAGCAUAGAGAAGAGGAAUAAAACAAUAUUUCUAUUUAUCCUUUUUAUUUGCACUAUGUUUCCUGUCUGAACUGAUCUGAAUUGUGAUGUCCAAUGCUAAAUCUUUAAUAUUCAUUUUAACAAAAAUGUUAACCUAUUUUCAAUAAUUUAUUCACUGGUGCAAUUUUCAGAGAGGUGGCCGUUCCUCUUUAUUGUACUAAUUUUAAUUAUAGGGCUAUUCUUUCAGUGUUGCAGGAAUAUAUAUACUCUGAAUACACAAUAAUAUGUCUCUCUAUAUGUCUGAAAAAUGUAAUAUUAACUCAUCUCUGAUUUAUGAGGAAUGUAUGAUUAUUCUCUUCCUUUCAGACAUGCGGAUGGGAUCAGAGUCACCAUCGCAACCUCCAACAGUUGAAAAGGUCUGCACCACUUGACACUCUCAUGAUACCACUUCAGCAAGGCACACAUCGCCCUCUAUCAAGGGCAAAGUCUUCUCCAGCUUCAGCCUCCUUACCAACUCCAGAUCCCUCUUCUAAAACAAUAUCACUAGCUGUGCCAGAACAGGCUACCAAGCCCCGCUUUACUACAGGUAACUCAAGUGUUUACAGCCGACCUCUGCCUUCCUAUAGCCAAACCAAGUAUGUCACUGGAUUACCGGGAUAUUGCUCUCUAUUCAGAUUUCCUCUUAUCUUCAUAACUACACCAAACUGUAUCAAAAUGGGAUACACAGUGCAAAGCAAGAGUUUUAUUCACAGCCUUUUUUUUUUAAUUACAGUGUUUAUCUACCAGUUUCUACAAAAGUACCAAAAGUGUCCAAUAUUUCAGCCAUUUUCUUCAAAUGUAAACCUAUCAAUUAACAAGUACCUGUAAUAUUAAAAUUUAAGUGGCUCGUUGACUUCAUUGAAAGUACCACAAGCGUCAAACAUACCACAAAUUCAGAAACUAUCUUGUGCUAAAGCUAAUGUGGCCAGAUCAUUCCUUUACUUAAAUAUGUUUCAGACCUGUUAAUGGAAAAUGUGUAUUGGAUUCAGAAUUCCAUUAAUGUACGUGGAGGCCUGCAAAAUGCAUCUUUUCUAAACAGUCAUAUAGCAGCCUAUGUAUCCUAUGUCUACUAUUCAGUGUUUGCCCACAAGCUGGCAAAGCACUAUGGGAUUUUCAGUUCUACAGUACCUGGAAGGCACCAUUUGUGCCUUAUGGUGAAAGGCUUCAUUGGCAGAGAGGACUACAUGCUCUUAAAGUGACGCACCAAGCCUCAUAUGCACAAAAAUGUAUUAUGGUACGUGUAGUGCCAGCAAGCACCAUUAGUCCCUAUUAUUAUGUUAACAUUGAUUAUGUAAGUAAUUUCUUAAUUUAAAUGCACUAUUGUUCAACUCAACCUCUGAAGAUUCUAAAUUAGAACUUUUACAGUAUAAGUAAUUCGGAAUUAGAACCUACGUAUAAUAUAUGUAUGUUUUCAUGUACAAUAAAUUAAAAAAUCAUUAAAAUUCCAUUGUAGACCACUUUUCUACUAAUUACUGACACGUCAAACUGUGGAUGGUCCUUCAAAUCACAAAGGUGUUUUAAAAAAAUGAAUCCAGGUUUUGUAACUUGUCAUCAUCAUCAUCAUGUGUUUUUCUGUGAGACGAAUUGAGGACUUCUGUGCACAGGUCUAACAUCUUGUCCUUUCCCCUCCGGUCAGGAAUUGUGUAUGAUUCAGUUAUGCUAAAGCAUCAGUGCACCUGUGGAGACAACAGCAACCACCCAGAGCAUGCUGGGAGAAUCCAAAGUAUCUGGUCCCGCCUGCAAGAGAGGGGAUUGCGCAAUCAUUGUGAAGUACGUAUAGCCACUAUCAAAGGUCAAUGGAUUAGUAAAAUAAAAAGUAACUAUAAAAAAUAUAGUUACUUAAUCUUGAACCUCAUGGACUUGUCUAUUCUUUAAAGUUCUUUCGGAAUAAUCUUUGUUGCCGAAUGUCUCACUAAGAUACAUUUUCUUGUGGUUUCUCCUCUUUCUGUCACAGUAUAUCCGGGGAAGGAAGGCAUCCCUCGAGGAACUGCAGUCUGUACACACAGAGACUCACGUACUGCUCUAUGGAACCAAUCCUCUGAACAGACUGAAACUGGACAACCGCAAGCUGGCAGGUAUACCUGAGUGUCUUAUCGUACCGACAAUACAAGCCAGAGGUGUUAGCAAAACAAUGUGAUACUUCAAAAGCUGUGCAAUAAUUUCACAUGUUUCCAUUUCACCAUACCAGACAUAUGCUAUUCAUUUCAUGGAGAAAAAAAAUCAAUUUAUAAAGAACUAAAUACCAGCACAGUUUUUUGUUGUUGCUUUUUUUACUGUUGUGAUAGGAAAACAAUUCAUUAACAAUGCUAAAACCUUUUAAUUUUUUACAAUCCGCUUACAGUUUCACUGUGGCUUUCCACUGCCCUCUAGUGGACAUCAGUAACACUGCAUCUAAUAUCUAUUUUGUUCAACUAACUCUGGUUUCAUGUUUUAUUAGUUUAUAUAUUUAAGAAAUAAAAGAUCUGCCUAGCAAAAAAUAUAAUAAGAUUCUGUAUUUAUAUUAUGAACUUUGUUUUGCUUCUAAGCGAAUUAACCUUUUGAUUUUAAUAUUUCCUAUUUGAUUUUUGAAAUAACUUGUGCAAUGUGCAAUGUAUAAAUGUAAGGGUAGAAUUAAAAAAAAUAACAGGCAGACAAUCUAGCACUUGCGGUCAUAGAUUGUGGUGCAUUGCAAAUUGUUGUUUCAAAAUGUUGUUUGGAUCAUGUAACGAGUGGAGCUAACUCUCUUACUUCUGGGUAUAAAAGAUAAAUUGAGGCAUCCCUAUGAAUGUGUAGAUAAAAUCUUUUUUAUAGAAUUUGUUGUUAGUUUCCAGAAGCAUUAUAUUAGCUUAUCAGGAUGCUUUUUCCUGACAUGGGCCUUUUGUUCUUUUUUACCUACAGUAUGUUGUUGAGAAAUGAACGUAAAUGUGCAUUAUAUUAUCAGUUUAGAUGUAGUAAUCCCUUUAAAUCUAUUAAUAAGCACAGCAUAGAUGUUAAUUAAAAUGAAUAAACACACCAACAUACUCUUCAGACACAGCAGAAACAAAAGAAUCAUUAACUAUAGAACAGAAACAAGUGUUUUUUUCUUUAGAGCUUUGCAUUAUUCUUGCAAUAUAGUAAAAGAUGUUCUGUAUGCGCAUUAUAUUUUGUUUUGGCAGAUUCAAAUGACACAUUUAUAUAUAUAUAAAUGUGGAAAUCCUGUCAAUUAUAUGCAAUAAUUAAAUGAAUAAAUAUCUUAAAAUGGAAGUCAAAGUCAAACUACACUUAGUACAUAUUGGCUUCUGUAGGGUUACAUAUUAUGAUCUAUGGGUACACAUUAUAUACCUCGGGUUUUUUCCCUACAUGUUGGUGUGGUGAUUCAUGGAAUCUGUUUAGUAAAUGGUUUCACAGCUAACUUGCAUACUUUUUGUUGAAUGCCUGAACUGAGGGAAAUAUUAAAUAAACUCGGAAACUAGUAGGUCUUCUUAUUACGAACCAAUUAAUUCAUAUUUGAGAGAAUAAAAAUAUAAACUAGAGUUGAUGAUGUAAAAACUGAUUUCUAUAUAAGAACUAUAUAUAAACAUGUGGUUGUUAUUUAUGCAAUAGGGGUGUCAGUCCAUGUGAGGAUUUAGCAAGGUUGUUUAAUCAGUUAAAAUGUCUUUAUCAUUGAACUGGAUGCUUGUUUCUUUUCAGGCAUCUUGGCUCAGAGAAUGUUUGUGAUGCUGCCUUGCGGAGGGCUUGGGGUAUGUACAAACAUAGGAUUUGCUUCCUACCUCCAAUUACGUAUCACCAUGUUCCUAUACACACACCUCCUAAACACACAACUUCUCACUAUCCCCUUCAUACUAAAACAUCUCACCUUCCUAUAGACAUACACCACUAAGAAGACUUACGUGUCCCACCAUCACCUACAUACGAAUACAUCUCUCCUUGCUCCUACAGACGUACACAUUCAUAACGCAUUCAUACAAAUUAAAAGGAUAAUUUUCCUAAACCCGUUACCUCUUAUAAUGUCUUACAUAUAUACACUUCUCAACAUAUUCCUACAUUCGUACAUGUUUGACCAAGUGUUUAUUACAAUAUUUCUAAAAACACAUACCCUCUCACUAUGUCUCUACAUACGUAUACAUCCAUCUGUCUGUGUUCUUGCACAGAACAAAAUAGAAAAAAAUAGAGGCUGCGCAAAUAGUUGCUGUGUGCACAAAACAAGAUGCUACUACUAUUUAUUUGAAGGAAAAACAAAAAACGUCUUGGGGUAAUCCCUUUUUCAAUCCAUCUUAUCCCUAUGUUCUUGCACACGGACACAAAGCACGUUCCCAUGUAUCGCUCUCCAAGAAGCUUCCAUCAAACAUGACAUGUUCACGGCACAAAAUAUAUUCUUAUUGCCUUUAACCCCUUAAGGACACAUGACAUGUGUGACAUGUCAUGAUUCCCUUUUAUUCCAGAAGUUUGGUCCUUAAGGGGUUAAAUGCUUUUUUCAGUAAUAUAUCAACCCCAAGCAUUUCUUAUUUGAUAUUUCAUAUCCUGAUAAGAAUUGCAAUGUGCAGUCAUCGAUUUGCAUAGUAACAGCUCAUGUAAUAUUGAAGAUGCAGAUGUCAUAUACAAUUGCCCAUAGGGAUAUCAUACAGGCAGGUAUUGCUGCCUUUUAUCCCACACCAGGGAUGUACAUACUUCUGUAAUACUAUUUUUUUUCAUUUAAAUGAAAUAUGAAAGAGAAUAUUUCUCUUUCUGAAAACCUUUUUAGUACAUGCUUCAAGGGGGCAUAGUUUGGAUGUAUUUCAAAACAUUCCAGCUACAGAUACCUUACACUCAUGCUCUCUACAAUGAGGAAAGGGGAUGCUGUGGUCAAUGACACCUCAAAAGGUUGGUGAAACUUCUUUUUAACAUAAGCCCCAAAAGUGAGUCGCCCAACUUCAGCAUGGUGCCAGGUCAUCUAAACCUCAGGGGAUGAUUGAGUUAAGGCCUCACACAUGGGUUUGAUUAUCCCAGAAUCCCCCAGGUUUUUCCGUGUCUCCUUUGUUAUUUUCCUGGCUCUGACGCGACCCUGAUGAAAACAAGAUGUUUCACGGGAAAUGAAAGAAGAAGAAGAAGAAGAAAAAAAAAAGAUAAAAUAAAUUCCUUUCCAGUGCGUUUAUUCCUAAAAACAAACCAUAAUUGAGAUCAGAGGCACGAGCAGGCACAGGCUUUUGGGCUGCAGACUCACCCCAAAUCAUUAAGUGUUUUAUUCAUAUAUACUUCAAGUACUGACAUUGUGCUCAAAUUCUCUGGUAAUUCAUUGAGAAUGCACAAGACUGUGAUAACUCUGAUUUUGAUGAAGACCUUUUCACCAUUAUACAUGCUCUAUUUAACCUUGGCCUUCUAGCUGUACUCGUAGUAGAAUAACCAUAUGUUUCUGCUAGCCAGUGUCCCCAUUUUAGUAGCCCUCCCUUGUCCUCACAGUUAAUUCAUGUUCUUCUAGAGAUGUGGUCUCCAAUCUAGAACUCUUAAUGAGCUCAACAAUUUGUACUGGCAAUACCUUUAACUUUAAAGCUUAAUAUACUUUUUUGCAAUUCUUGCUGCCGUUACAAUCUAGACACCUUUUCUGAAAUCAAAGGCAAAUCGCAAGCUGUGGAAUUUUAUAGGUGGUUAUCAAAUAUCAUGAACAGUGUACACUUGCAUUAGUAUAAACAUUGGGUCAUUUGUAUGUUUGUAACAUUCCUGCCAAACACAGCACAUAAAAUAGUAAUAUUCAGAUAACCUUUGUAGACACAGACUUCAUUAAAGGACCAGUUAUUCCAGAUAUACCUUGUAUUCUUAUCAACUUAUUUUUGUGUUUAGGUUGACAGUGACACCAUUUGGAAUGAGCUUCAUUCAUCAAAUGCAGCUCGAUGGGCAGCUGGUAGCGUGAUUGACUUGUCCUUUAAAGUUGUUAACCGUGAAUUGAAGGUAAAAAAUAUGAAGCAGUAGCAAGUGAUUUAUCUGUUUCAAAACAAACUUUCUCAGUCCUUCAUCAUAGAGAUAUUGUUGUGGUACAUGAAUUGCCAGCCAAUCAUUAAAAAAAAUGGGGUGACAAACACUAUGCCUAUUUAUUUAGGGUUCUCCUUUUCCAAUUUGCCUUUAGAUGAAAUGAAAUUAGAAGAUUACCGCACACUUUUACUGAUUUCAACCCUGCAUUUAAUGCAGUUUACAAACAGCCUUUAAAAAGUAAAUGGCGUGGUUAACGUUUUGGAGCAAAAAUUUCUUAAAUAUAUGAAACCUGAAGAAAUAAUUAAUAAUAACAAACACAUUACCGAAACAAAAGAAUAAGGAUUUUAUUAAUGUGUUAAAACAUGUUAGAUUUUUUUUUCUUGCAUGUCUUUCAUUUUUACUGUUCAAAAGAGCAGUAAAAAUGUGCACAGUCUUAAACAUACUUUGCAAUAGCUGUUUACCUUCAUUAUUUACAUGUAGAUAGAUGGAUGGAGAGAUUGAUUGUAUUUUGCAUUUCUGUAGAAAAUCUAAAUAAAAAUCACAGUAAGGUCCAUAUAAGAAUAUUUCUUCUACAAAAUGUACAUGUUAUUUUUCACGUGAGCAUAUUUUUCUAGUUUUGCAAGCAUCCUGAAUUUCAUCAUGUAGCUUACUGUCUGUCUUUGAUGUGCAGUAAUAAAGUAAAUGGGACCGUAGAAGCACUGAUAGAUGUGAAGCUUUGAAAUGUCAGAAUUUAUAGUAAAGAGCAGCAUUUGUUCACAAGUAUAAGGAAACAGAGGCAGAAUUAAAAAUGAUUGGAGCAAAUAGUGAAAUAUCGCUUACAGAGAAAAGCCGAGGUUUAGGUGUUUAAAGUUUGGCAAAAGUUCUUUAGACAAAGUAUUAUUUUUGUGAGUGAAGAGAUUGUUGAUUUGUUUCUCUAAAUCCAUGGCCAAUAAAAGACAUUUUUAUUUGUGAAUUCAGUUUUCAGCAUGGCUUGCUUUUACAUUAUCAGUUGGAGGGUGGGCUUUUGGAAAUUACUGCAGCUCAGUAAUAAAUUACAGGUAGACGAGGACAAAUUAGUUCCUUUCUUGAGGUAUUGGGUUGACAAUUUUACAAAAUUUGUUUAGCACUUGUGACAUGUGAUAGUGUCUCAUAUUGACAUAAAUAACAGAGCAAAUUGGUUCUGAGCAAGAACUAUAUGUUUUAAGAACACCUUUAUACUUCAUACUAAUUUCUACAACCCUUUGACCAUAAAAAACUCUUGUAGGCUUUGACAGAGCUUGUUCAAAUAAUACAAAUGUGUAUUCCUGACCCUAUAGUGUUAAAAACACAAUUUAAGUCCCUAGCACACCCUUCCCCCCUUAAAUAAGGAGUUGAUUUACCUUUAUUCCAGCUCUUCGCAGGUCCACCGGUGCUGGCUCCACCCUUGAUUCGUCUCCUUGACUGAGAUCAUCAGAAUAGACAAUCUCAGCCAAUCCAAUGCCUUAGGAAAGGAAAGCAUUGGAUUGACUGUGAUAGUUUAUUCUGAUGAUCUCAGCCAAACACUGCCCUUGCAAAUCUGCAUCUCCUCAUAGAGGUGCAAUAAAUCAGUGCAUCUCUAUGAGGAAUGUUUAGUGUCUUUAUGCAGAGUGUGGAGAUGUUUAACUACACCCUAUGCAGCACUGAUCCAAAAAGCACCUCUAGUGGCCAUGUGAGUGACUGCCACUGGAGGUGUCCCUAGGCAGCAAUGUAAACACUGCUUUUUCUAUGAAAAGGCAGUGUUUACAGCAAAAAGACUGCAGGGACUGAAUAUACUCACCAGAACAACUGCAUUAAGCUGUAAUUGUUCUGGUGACUAUAGUGUCCCUUUAAUGUGGAACAAUGCUCGUCAAAUAGGAAGUUUUAAGUAAGAACCACUUCAAAAAGUAUAAACUGUGCCAAGCCCAUGUUUUGACCUCUGCAUUAUUUUAAGGUAUAGUUCAUAUUUUCACCUAAAAUGGAUCACUCCCUUUUUCCUUAUUAACACAAAUCAUAAACCAUUCAGAAUGUGAAUCUGAGUUAAGAAUUUAGUAUUCAUUUCACAGCUAAUAGCAUACAUUGACUUAGCAGUUUAAUCUUCAUUUAUGGUAUUUGCAGUUUGACUUCAUAGACACCUGCUGAUAUAGAUAGAUGGAUUUUGGAGAAAUAAAGAAUCUGAUCAUUUCAUGUUCUUUUGUUAAUGAUAACCCAAUCUUGCAAUUUUAUUUUCUAUUCAUUACUCCCUAUAAUUUGAUUAGGUCUAUAUUGUGCUCUAAUUAUUAUUUUCUUUGUUACAGAAUGGAUUUGCUUUGGUGAGACCCCCUGGACACCAUGCAGACCCUUCAACUGCUAUGUACGUACAUUAUUUGUAUUUGAUACUUUCCUUCAAACUGGUAACACUGACACAACCAAUCACCAUACUGAAAAUUAGGAUUUACAAAACAAUGCAAACGACCAUUAGGGCACCGUGGCAUUAUCAAUAUUUUGCACCUCUGUGUGUUUCUUUCUGUCCAUAUCAACUAGUCUGUUGAAACACUACUUUUAUUACUGUCCUGAUUAUAUAUAUAUUUGUCUCCUCAGGGGUUUCUGCUUUUUUAAUUCAGUGGCCAUUGCUGCAAAACAACUGCAACAAAAAUUAGAUGUCAGGAAGAUUCUUAUAGUGGACUGGGUGAGUAAUAUUCACUUUUUGUACAUUUAACAUGAACGUCUCCAAAGUGCAGGAACUGGCUGAUUUGUCUUAGCCGGCACUAGUACUUCCAUUGUUUUCAGUGUAUACAUUAUCUCAUAAAAUCAUACCCAGCAUCUUUAGCAAAAGUGUAACCUAUUCUAAAACACAAAAACAACUAAACAAACAAAAUACUUUUUUUUUUUUUUUUUUGACUCACAAAGAUUUUUUCCCUGCAUCUCGGACUUUCCCUUUCUAUGUCAUAUUCACAAUUGUAACUCCAUAUACUUACAAAUAUGAUCAAGCAUCAAAAAAGAAAUGAGGCACAAUCAAUUGUAUUUUAUAUCCUCAAAAGUUUGCCUGUUUUGUGUAAAAUAUUUUAUCUUGAAAAAAAGACACCAGGUAGAAAAAUAUAUAUGAUACUGUGUAGUUUAAAGAUCUUGGGUAACUGAGAGUUUUUGUCGAGCCAGGUUCUUUUUUUUGCGGCAAAUAGCUCUUUGUUCUCGUUUAACAAGACAUGUUUAUAUUUUGAGAUUUAAGACAUUAUUGUUUCUUUUGUUAGGCUUGGCACUGGCCCACUUUUUUUGUUUGUAGUUUGAUUUUCUCAAGCUAGUGCUCAGACUGAUGGAUGUAUCUGUGUAUAUUAUUUACUAAAGCUUGACUGCACCACCUUUCCUUUGGAAAUGAAAUGCCCUUGUUACACAUGUGGUGUGUUAGUUUAGACUUGAUUUUAUCCGGGUAUAAUUUGAGAUCCCUUCUUUUCGGAUAUGUGGUUGGUUGACUUUGAAGCUGAAGAUGGUUUGAUAUGGAAUUGUGGUCCUUUUGGUUUCCAGCUGUGGUCAUGUUGGUGCUAAACUGUUGAUUAUUUUGUGCUUGUGGCGUUUUUGCUUGUUUGAAAGUGGUAUUAGGAUUGCAAACAUUCUUCUUUUGGGUUGGAGCUAUGGUCAUCAUUGUUUUUACUUUGGUGUACGCAUAAAUAGUCUAGAUUCCAUUCUAGGACUUUUAUUAACGGGUUGCUGAAGUGCUUCAUAAUAUGCAGCAAUGACUUGUUACAAGACUGUUGAUAUUAUUUUCAAAAUGUGGAACUUAACUUUUUGAAACAAUAGCCUUAAAAAGUCUUGAAUAAUAACAUUGUUCAUAGUUGAAAACAAAUCUGGGUCUCUGAGCUUAGCUGUCCAGGGAUUCUCAGACUAAGAGGACCGUUUUCCCUUGACAGCUAUUGUUGGCCAAAGGUGUUAAGGUGAGGGCAAAGUCAAGUUCAGCAAAACCUUUUUUUUUUUGCCUCACAGUUUUAUUCAUAUUUCCUUAUCUUUCUUUUUCCUUUUCCCCCCCCCCAGGAUGUGCACCAUGGCAAUGGAACGCAGAGGGUUUUUUACAGAGACCCCAAUGUACUAUACAUCUCCCUGCACCGACACGAUGAUGGGAACUUCUUCCCUGGCAGUGGAGCUGCUGAUGAGGUGACAAUUUAACAUUUUCAUGUCAAGGAUUGCUCAGGAAAUUCUAACCCAUUUUGUUUAAUAAUUUUCUCAACUAAUCAUCACAAACCCUUACAGAUCUUCAAGUUAUAGAAACAUAUUGAUGUUUCGUCAAAAAACAAUAAUUGUGGAGAAUUUAAAAUUUGAACAUUUAUGCCAAAAUAACCAAAUUUGAAUGUAAUGGCUUUUAUUUCGCUUUUUUAAUUUUCUAUUCACUUGUCAUUUGUCAGCAACCUCAAAUUUAGUGACUAACCAUCAUUGUUUCAUACCCAAAAAAAAUGUAGUUUCUUAUUGUAUCGAGAUGACAUAUGUAUCAAUCUAGUCAGUUCUAGUUGGGUGAGAGAAGCUCCAUUCACCUCAGUGGGUUAAAUCUGAAGUUAAAAAAUAUAAAAUCACAGAUUGACAUUACUGAUCACGUGCAUCCAAUACUACAGAAUUGACUCUCAGGGCUGAAGGACUAAGAGGAUUGUGCAUCGUAAACAGUUUAUCAUCAUUACUUUGAUAUUUUGAGGAACAAAGGAUUUUUUUUGCGAGAAAGAGGGAGGGAAGAUGCAGAACAGAUGGGGAAUAUGCAUUCCUGCCCAGAAUAACUCCUUUGAAAACAAUGUUAUAAAAAUGAUAGACAGAACACUUGCAUUUCAUCAUUUGUAGCCUGCAAGAAGGAACAUAAAAAAAAAAAAAAAAACUUUUAAUCUCUUGAACCAUUAACAUUUUAACUGCAUAUAGAGUCAAAGGCCUGGAAAUUCCAAUCGGGUAAAUUUCAUCUUUCAUGAGAAAAAUCUCUUUCACUUCUUUGUCACUUUGCCCACUGUUAUCAAAUUGUUGAUUUUGUAAAUGUUCUUAAAGGGGCACUUUAGGCACCAUGUACUCAACUUUUUUUAGUGGGUACUACCUCAAACCCCUCACCUGCCUCUUGGUGACUGUCAGCACGUAACUCAAUGUUCAGGAUGCCUGAUUGACAGCCCUAGUAGGCAGCGUUGAUCCACUGCGAUUGAAUAUGAGAGUGGACUUCUGGUUCUCAGAGCGCUCUGCAUUAAAGCGAUUAUGGUGCUUCGACAAACCUUUUAAGUCAGUUGUCAAGUCACCAAAAUCAAUGUUUAAUAAAUGGACCCGAUAUAAUCUGUAGGAUUACAUUCAUUGCUAGCAUUAUAGAUAGUGGUCUAUGAUGCAUUUAUUAUCUAUGUAGAAAACUGAAGCUGUUUCUUGAUGCUAGCAAUGCAUUAAUUUACCAGUAUUAAGCAAGUCCAUGUACUGGAUAAGGUCUAUCUUCAAAUAGAUGGAUUGUAAUUUUAAACAAAGGCGUGUGUAAAGAGUAUGCCAGGGGUAUCCAGUAACACCCUGAUGCAGGACCUAGACGCAGGACUUAGAUGUCCAUAUCGGUCCCUACAUCCACUUAUGUACUAUUUAAAUAAAACUCAUUACCUGAUAAUAAAAAAAAAAUUAUUUAUCUUGGAAUGUUUGAGUUUCAUUUAAAGGUCUGUUAAAAGUGUGUACUGAACACAGCUACUGAUUUUUAAGAAAUCCCUAUCUCUCUUUGAAGAAUCUCCAUAUCUCUCACUCCUUUAUAUCAUAACCUCUUUACUCCUAAAGUAUUAAAACAUUUGCUGGUUGUGGCAUGUCCAAUUUCCUGAUUAUUACACCCUUUUGAAAGCCCAAAACAGAAGUGUAGUUUAUUUGCUGAAAGAUUAUUACACAUACAUGAGUAGACACAUAUGCCACACACACAUCUUAUAUAAUCUUAUAUUAUAAAUAAAAACAAAUAAACGAAAAACAGACCCCCUAGCACAUAGAGUAUGAUCACGGAUACUGCCUUGGAAGUUAUCACCAGCGAUGGUAUAAGUAGGAUAAAUGGGGGAAGGCACUGGGGAUAAGAGCCAGCUGUCCCCUGCAUGGCCCAGAUGUUGAUUUGAAGCAUUCUGCACCGGAUAUUCACUGAGUGACAUUGUGGCAUUUGCAUUCUGUAUUUGCAUUUUGGGCAUAUGUCAUAUUCUACAAACAUAAAGUAAUAAAACGGAUGGUAAGCCUGCCUGCUACAGGAAUUUCAAGAAGGCAGCAAUGGCCAGACAUGAUCCCCAUGUUAUGUAACUGCAGAGUCCAUCAUAAACAAUCAUCUGAUCUCUGUGCUGUGCCCCUGUGCUGCAGUGGUUUAAUUAGGAAAUGCUGUAAAAAAUAAGCUUUCUUCACUACUAUCGUGCAAGGACUAAGUAAAACUGCUUUUGCCAUUGUACAACAUACAUACACAUUACAGAAUAAGAAAUAGUUAAGUUAGCAAGAAAAGUAAGAAAAGACUUGUCCUUUAUAUUGUUGCUAAACACUGCUUCUUGAUUGACAGGUAGGAUAUGUCAUUUGGAAUAAUUUAUUAAAUCUGGAUUUGACUAUGGAAUUGCAAAUGUUAUACCAAAAUGGCAGAUUUGGAAAUAUCCACCAACUCCAAAAUUGUGCAAUUCUCAGCAAUUCCCUGUUUUAGUGAAAUAUCAAAAGUAUCUACGUAGAUCCGUGGCUCCCCUCUCUCCAGCAUUCUAAUGCUAAUCUAAGCACAUGAAUAUUGGGCUAAUCUGCUUCAGUUCUGUAGAAUGAAGAAGUGAACAUUUUAGUGCUGUAGAUGAAUGUGAAUCAAACGGUUUGUUUCACAAUUUAACAUCCAGCUGUGGCAGCUGGUAGCCAGACAUCACUAGCUCCAUGGAACCCUUGGCAUGUGCGUAGAUUGCUUGAUGGGGAUCUGGCAUUGUGCUUAAUCAUUCUGAGUAAUAGUGGAUGGCUUCAGCAAUUAAUGGGCGAGAAAUAGAUGACAUUAGGAAAAAAGAAUCAGGGCUAUAGGAUCAUUUUUCAAUCACACUCUCACAUGCAUUUCCUGAGUUAAUUGUCUAGAGGAACAUCAAAGAAUGUGGAAUUCAAUCUACAUAUUAUGUUCUGUAGUGUAUAUGUAUAUUUGCUGACUGGCAAUAUGAGGUAUUGGGUACGGUUGUUCAGAUCUUUCUUUAAAGACUCAAAAGUGAACAAUAUUCCAGGAUUAAUAUUGUGUCCAGCUAUUUUCAUUUGAUGUGUCAGUGGUACUGAAGAUAGCACGUUUUAUGUGGGCUGCACAUCUGAUUGAUAUUAGACUUCUUACGUGUAUUUCUGAUCUUUGUCUGGUUUGCAGGUUGGUGCUGGCAAUGGUGAAGGCUUUAAUGUGAACGUUGCCUGGACGGGUGGUUUGGAGCCUCCAAUGGGAGAUGCUGAAUAUCUUGCAGCUUUCCGGUGAGUCUCUACAUGUGCUGUCCACCCUUUCUCCAUGUACUUGCUUCUUCUUCCUUAUCUAGGUUUCCCACCUACUCUUUUCUGCUCCCACUUUUCACUCCUUUUCGUUUCUGUCUUUUCUGAACUUUUAGUGCAUUUUAGUGCUGGUGGAAAGUGCCGGAUGAGGAGAGCUGGGGACUGAAGCCCUCUGGGUGUCCACAGUCGCAGGUAUUACUUGGUCAGCAUCAGUGCAGCCACCUUCCCCGCGAUCCUUAUCAAUACAUUCAUUUAUGGACAUAACAUUAAUAUCCUGAUUGGCCCAUGAGUGAUUACCCCAUGCCCUGCUACACACCUUACACCAAUUAAUUAUGUGAAUACCAGUGUGGUAUUUGUUUUAAAGUAUUAAAUCUGAUUAUCUGCAAUGUGCAUCUCCUACAAGUUUUCUUCAUACCAAAUUGUGAAGCCAUGGCAUCCAAAACGCAAGUGGACAAAGGAGAUAUAUAUUGGUUUGUUCAGCAUAAGAGGUUGUAUUAAGACAAAGGCAUGCAUUAUUGGCCCUUCCAUUCUUAUUUUAUUAGCAUCAUGUUCUGCAUGCUGUUUCUAAUGUUACAUUUGAACAAAAAAAAACUGCUUGCCUGAAUUGUUACGUUGUAGUAUGUGGAUGUCCAACCUUGGCGCUCAGCUGUUCUUGACCUACAAUUCCAAACAUUUUCUGUUAUAUGUGUUAUUUGGAUUUAUCAGCCUGGGACAGCUGGAGAACCAAGUUUGAAGACCCCUACUGUAGUACAAAGAUCUUCAGAUGCUGGCUAACCAUUUCUAUCUAUUCUUAGCCCAGGUGGCCACAAGUUGGUAAAUCUGCCCGAAAGUGUAGAGUUUACUCUAUCUGCAUGUUUUCUGCUAAUUACACAUGUACCCUGCCUGAAAUGUCCCUACAAUUAACAGGUUUGCUGAUAGUAGCAUGCAGCCCAUUGUUCUGCAACAUGAAUCAGGCGAGUCCUCUUGCAGUGACACCACUCCACUACCAGCACCAGUCCACCCUGUCUGUCUGCUUUCUGCUCUGAAACCUGGUUUUCCAGUCUUUUCCUUAUUUCAUUUUGUCUUCUCUUAGUGAUGAUUGUUAUGGUGUUUUUUUAUGAUGAUACCACUGAUAACCUUAGCAUCAACUACUGAUGUCUGGAAGAUUACUUUCCCAUGAUGCUUGGGUUCCUUCACUUGACACGUGAAGUAAUUUUAGUGCAAAAGUCAUAAAACUAAAUGGCACCAGUUACCUGGCAGCUGUAAAUCAAGUUACAUUAUUUAUUAAAAGGGCCUGUUACGUGCAUUGAAUAUUUUAAUGUGUUUUAAAUGUUAUAGCUUAACUAUAUCAGGUUUGUAUAAAGGGACAUUGUAGGCGCUGUACCUGCUUCAUCUCAAGUGGUCAUAAUGUCUGGAGUCCCCUGGCACCGUCCUUCUAUUCAGUGUCAAAACGUUUUUAGUGUUUUUAUACUAAAUGUGAGUCCUCUGCACCCCACCCGGUCUGUGCUGUUUGAGCUAAUGAGGAAACAUUAGCUUGCGGAUCAGUGGGCAUCUGCAUUUGGCCGGGCGUGUCAACUGACUGCUUUUAGCCUGUCACAGCACCCAUAGCUGGUAUGAAGCGGCAUUGCUCGAAGGAAGUGUGUAAUCUCUACCUUAGCCAUACCACUAGUAGAGACUGGGCUGUGGGUGGCCAGAGACCCUUACUUAGUGUUAAACUGCUCAGAAAUUGUUUAGCACUGCAUGGAGGACUAAUGGCAGAGGACUCUAGGAGCUGUAACCAAUCUAGUGAGAUAAAAUGGUUAUAGUGAAUGCAUUGUCCAUUUAAGCUUGCCAGUAUAAACAUACAUGUAAUCUGUUUCAUCAAAUUCAACCAUUGGUCAUUGACUACUUACUCCAUCAGCAAUAACUGUGCAAAGAGAUUUAUUGGUCGAUAUAAGAAGUUGCCAUUGAGCCUUGAUUCUUGUAAUGUAAAAGAAUACAAUGUCAAUGGGAGCAGUCAAACAGAGCAAGCGGACAUUCUGCAAUUCACUUGUGUACACAGUACUUCUUGAUUGAGCCAUGUAAUGAUUGACACUUCUCCAUCACAAGAAAGAUGAACAAAACCUGCACAAAACGAAAGGGAAAAAAAUGAUGGAAUCAGUGGCUUCAUUUUAUUUUUAAAGUUCUUGCUGGUAAACUUUAAAAUGUGGCUACUGUUUUUGCAGUUAUCUCCUGUAUCAUGGUUAGGUGGAAGAUCUUUUUGGAGGUCUUACUGUCUUUGCUCCAGCUGACAGAAAGAAUCACCAUAGAGGUGCAUCACAGAGUUGUGUUACACCUGCAGUUUGCAUUGCAUCUCUAUGAUUUUUGCUGAUGUUUUCUGUAGACGACAGCAGGGAAGCCAAUAUUAGAGACCUGCACAUGGAGACAGCAGGGCCUGACAAGGUCUGAAUAUAUUUAAAAUAGCUUUUCUAUAAUCAUACAGUUCAAGGAGGCUUGGCAGGGGGCCCUAGAGAUCCUUAUUUGUUUAUAAUACAAUGUUGAACUAUUUAUGCAAUAUGCCUGGCAGGAGCAACAUCAACCUAUCUGUGCAAAAUACAUUUUCUGUUUAAAGGAGACAUCCCUGUACUCCACCACAUCACUGUUGUUUUUUUGUUUUUUUAAAUUCUUUAUUUUUGCUGUGCAUAUGUGUAGUAGAGGCAGGUGAGAGGUGCCCCAAGAGCAGUCCUCUAACAUUUCCCAUGCUCAACAUGUGGGGCACAAGAUAGACAAUUUUAUAUUAAUGUCAGGUAUAAAAUGUCAGGGUGAAAUAUUCAGAGGUGUGACAAAGGUAGAAAACAUGACACGUGCAAGUAUAAUAUUAACAUGGAGAUAGCAGGUUAGUAAGCAUCAUUUUCUGGUAUAACAUGCUAGAUUUAAACAGACUGAUAGCUUAAUUGUAUGCUUGCUUGCUUAAUGACAUGUUAGAUUAACAUAAAUCAGAGUAUUCCGGUAUUAAGUAGCAUAUAGGUAGGCAGUAAACCAUCCACAUGAGUGAUAACAAACAUUGCUUAAUGGGAUGUACAAUUAAAGGUUAUGCGUUAUAUGACAUUAUUGACAUUUCUAACCGGUUGGACUUAACAAGCUAGGUACAUCUCCUGAGUGCACAGUAGCAUAGUAUACAUUAGGUAGAUACAGAGCAAGCCUGCCCUAACACAGUCUCAGGCUCACAAGAUAAAUGUGCUCUGGUACUGCAGUUAGGUUUGAGUAUUUAGGCAUGUAGACAUAGGACUAGGUAAACUUGAGUCUGUACUAGACCUUGCUCUUCAGAAGUGAGAAGAAUCAAAAGCAAACAUACUAACUAAAUAAAUAACUAUAUAAACCACUGUGUCCCCACGCACCCAAUCACUGUAGAGUUGCAGUGUAGAGUAAGCCCUGCAGAGUUUAGAUUUAUAGAAUAGAGUGAUGAUAGGUAGGAACUCAAGUCCAAAUUAGUAUUUUGCUAGGUUAUAAAUAGCACAUUAGCGUAGGGUGGCGGCGUUGUCCAAUUAGGUAACGGCCACAAGUGGAUGGGGACCAGACCUGUAAUGUGAGUGCAGCUUCAGCCGACGCCAGUGCAUGGGAUCACUGUUUUUUUUAAUCUAAGAUGUUUAAUACAAAUUGCAUUUUUGUAGGGCUGUUUUGGGUAAUAAAAUGAUGAAACACUUCAGUCAACAUUUUGUUUUUUAUCCUCUCUGAUGUAAAUGACCAUGCACAAACCCCACUUUACUGUAGUUAUUGAUUUUGAUGGACACAGCUUUAUGAAUCAUAAUAAUUUUCAUAAGCCAGGCAUUGUCAGAAUUAACCAUAUUUCUUGGCUACAAACUGCCCAUUGUGCAGUAGUUGAUCGUAGCGCAUGUUUUUUAAACACUGGUGGAAACAUGCAAAUAUUGCCUUAAUUCGGUCACAGGUUUUCAUCGAUAUCUAGAAGCAUUCAACUAACCCUAGUUUAUAGACCUGCUACACAAUGAACCUAUCCUGGAAAUUGAAGAUGAUAUACAGCAAAAUAGGUUUUUGAGCAUUUUAAGAAAAAAACAAAAGACACACAUAAAGAAAACACAACAAAACACACACACAGAUAGAUCGUAGACUUAGCCACACUUUUUUUUCACCUAGAGAAAAUACACACAUUGACACACAUACAGAUGCAAACACUGAUACAGAUACACACUGGCACACAUACAGACACACAGAUACACUCACUGACAAACAUGCAGACACACACACACUAACACGCAUACAGAUAAACAGACAAACACACUCUGACAUAUAUGCAGAUACACACAAUAACACACAUGCAGAUACAAACACGGACACACAUGCAGUUACACAGACACACUAACACAUACAGAUGCACAGACACACACACUGACACACAUACAGGUACACAGACACACAUACCCAGAGAUACACAUAAAGUCACAGAGAUACACAUACAGACACACUGACACACAUGCAAGUAAAAAGACACACUUAAUGACAAACAUUCAGAUACACAAGAUGACACUCAUAUAGAUGCAAACAUUGACACACACAGAUUCAGAGGGGCACACACUGACACACAUACAGACAGAUAUGCAUACAGAGUAAGACACAUACAGGCACACAGAUACACAUGUAGACAGAUACACAGACACCCUUUUGCCUCGCGUUAAAGACGGCCCUGGUAGCCACAUCCUGUUAGUUUUGUUCCACCUGAUCUCCUGACAGAUUAGCGAUUUCCAGCUGUUUUUUAAAGUUUCCUUGUGUUUCUAGAUAUUUAGGAUUCUAGAAACUAUAACCCUCAAAGUUUGCUUAAAAUAUUUAAACCACUCAUGCUGAUAGGAAGUUACCAGCAGAUAUAUUGUGUAAAUAUUAGAAUUCUCUGUAUAUGGACCUCUCCUGUGGGGGUAAAAGCAGCGUUCUGUUGCAAUGCUUGUUUGUUUUGCUUCUCAGAGGAUGGCAUAGUUUUAGUAUCGUAGACUAAACUAUCUCUAUAGAACUGCUGGCAUUUUCUGUACCACAACCUAUAGAUUAUAUAUAAUAUCUUCCAAAGUAUCGCCGUGAUCAAUUUGUGACAGGUGCACAUCAUUUACUGCUUCUACUGGAUUUUGCAGUUUUUUUUGUUUUUUUUUGUAUUAUACAAUAUCUAGCACACCUGUUAUAAAAUGGUUAAUCUCUUGCAGAAUGUUAAGUAUUAUCAUAGCUUUACAGUAAAUAUUAAAAUAUUCCUGUUUAUUGGAGUCUGUUGCAAGCAGGAGGUUACUCUUAAUUACACCUGAAAAUGUUAUCUUAGAGUAAACAGCUAUUGCGUUUCCCAAAAUAACAGAAAAGGCCAGAUAUGAGAUUAGUCUAACAUAUUACUAAUUUUUAUUUAGUGGAAGUUUUCCAUACAGCUCCCCUCCCCUCAGAUUUGGUACUCUGUCCUGUGGGGAUGUUCCAGGCAAACUAGGUUAUAAUUUGUCCACAUUAUGUUGCCAAAUCAUUUGUGAUGUGUUUAUACAACUAUUGUUUUUCUUGUAUACUCCAUACAAUAAUCAUUUAACUAAUAACUCCACAAGAAAAAAAAAAAAAAAAAAGAACAAGCAUAAAACUUUAAGUUUACUCAAAAAACGGUAUAAACCAAAAUUGCCAAGCUGGGAAAAUAAUACGCUAGAUUAUUUUUCCAAUUAAAACAUUGCAGGAUUUUUUAAAAUUGUUAUUUUCAAAUUCACCAUUAUUCACUGUUCAUUAAAAAAAAACCUUCUGUUAAUCCAUGCAAUAGAAUGGUAAUGUAAACAAUAUUUUUGCUGUGCGUCGUUGAUAUGUGUUUCUAAUUAAAACAGAGGCAUGGUUACCCUAAUUAUGUCACCCAGGCAGAGGCAGGGUGUGAUAGCCUGCUGGCCAUGAAUCACAUAUGUACUACAGAUUUCAGAAGGCUGGCUGUGGAUGAUGGGACAUGUUACUCAAUAGCAGCCGGGGUGCUGAAGAUUGUAAAUCCAGAGGCUGAAGAUGCACAUGGCUAUAAAUGGAAUUUUUAUUUGCUGCACAACGUGGAAGCUGGCUGCCGAUAUUUUAUAUACAUAUAUGAAUGAUAUAAAUGACUGAAUGAUUUUUUUGAUUCCACGUGUCAGGCAGCCCCAUAUAUCUCAUAGCAAAUUAUGCAGAGGUAAUGUGCAAACCAGAUUUGGUCACCAUGGGACGCUGUAUGGCUCUUUGUAGUUCUCUGUGCUACCUUGAAAAUCACAGCAUGACUUUCUGCAUGACAUAGUUAUGAAAGAGUUAAGUGGAGUUUAUAUGUGGUUGCAGCAAUGCCUUUAUGUUCCUCCAUGUAUGAUUUUGCCUCUUCCUGACCACCCGCCCCUUCCCCCUUUUUCAACAUCUGGAUUAGUUUUACUUGAAAGGGAUUCUAUAAAUAGGUCUUCUGCACAAAGAAAGCAUAAUACCGCUCUGGGCUUUGCUCGGAUAUUUAUUUCCUUAUUGUAUGUUUUUAUAUAGCACUUCCUCCAGUGAGAUUGCGAGCUCUCCGGGAUAGGUAUUUACAUGUGGUUUGCACACACACACUAUAAUUGGACCAUGAAAGGCAUAUAGUGAAAUAAAAACAUUUCUUUAGGAAAAUACUCUUUCCUUUGGGAAACAAACGUAAUUGCGAUCAGUGGAAUGACAUGUCCUUGAUUCCCAAGUCUGUAAAUAACACAGUGCUACAAAAUGGUCCUAAUUUGCUAAACGGAGGGGGUUAGCUCAAUAUCGUGUAAUUAUAUUGAAUUGCUCAAUCUUGAUUUUUAUUUAGUUUGAAAUAAAUUUCCCUAAAUACCACUACUCUUAAAUAACCAAAAUCAUAACACCCACAGCCUUUGAAAAGUUAUGCAUUACUGAAACCCAGCAAAAAGGCCUAAUAUCACAAUUUAUAUAAUUAUCUAUGCGCAAAUUCCAACGAAUGGGGUAAACAUAUAAAUAUAUUGACCUUUGGGAGAAGGAGUAGGAGAUUUGUUGUAGGGAGGUGAAUGGGAGGAGAUCUAGGAGGCAAAAUCCUAGCGUCUAGCAUGCGUCCUAUACGUUGUAUACUAGCGUCUAGCAUGCGUCCUAUACGUUGUAUACUAGCGUCUAGCAUGCGUCCUAUACGUUGUAUACUAGCGUCUAGCAUGCGUCCUAUACGUUGUAUACUAGCGUCUAGCAUGCGUCCUAUACGUUGUAUACUAGCGUCUAGCAUGCGUCCUAUACGUUGUAUACUAGCGUCUAGCAUGCGUCCUAUACGUUGUAUACUAGCGUCUAGCAUGCGUCCUAUACGUUGUAUACUAGCGUCUAGCAUGCGUCCUAUACGUUGUAUACUAGCGUCUAGCAUGCGUCCUAUACGUUGUAUACUAGCGUCUAGCAUGCGUCCUAUACGUUGUAUACUAGCGUCUAGCAUGCGUCCUAUACGUUGUAUACUAGCGUCUACUAUACUAUACUAGCAUACGCCCAUGUUAUAAAAAAAUUCUCUGCUGUAUAUUUUACCCUAAAUUCCAAAUUCAGUUUUCAGUUAACUAAAAUAAUUUUUUUCACAAUCAAUCAAAAGGUUUACAGCGAAUAUGCAAAUCUAUAAAAUCCAGUAAAAACUCAUAAAACCCCAUUAAAGGAUAUAUAAGUCUAGCUCUCACUGCAAUUGCCUUAGGUGAUUUUUUUUAAUAAUGACAGAAUUAAAAAUAUUUUUUUUUUGUCCUCAGCACGGAUCUUCAGGUUAGAUGGAAUCAGAAUGCAAGUGUAGUCUUAAUGAUUUAUAAGGUUCCAUUAAAGGAAUUGCAGUCAGCAAUACCCAACGUUCCAGUAACUGUAAACGCUCUGGUCACUCUCUGCCUACUUACCAUAUGCAUCUGGAGUGACAGGUAGUCUCAUUCUGUGUCACUGAUUAGUUGGUCAAUCCAUGGUUUGCGGACAGUAUAGUUUUAUAAGCUCAGAUUUACAUAUUGUAACAAAAAAUAGCUCUCUCGUUGUUUAGAUAUACAACAGGAAAGAUAGCCUAUAAGUAGUGCUUACUAUCAAAGCUGUAUGGAACAGAUCUAAAGAACCUUUACUGAAUGUGUGUGCACUUAGAAGAAUGAGUUUACCUAAGAAACCAGACCUCAAUCUGUUGUAGAUUGUUGUAGUGGGUCUAGCACUAACCUGCCAAUGUUUUUUUAUCAUAAUUUUUUUUCUUUUAUUGCUGUGUGCAUAUAAAUAGGUGCAUGUAUCCUGUGCAGUUUGAUUCUUUUUAUACCCUUGUUAUAGCUGAUAAAUGAUGGUUACCUAAAAGAUAACAGACCCGCCAGCUUUUGUAAAACUACAACAACUGGAGAACCUGUUGGCCAACCCUGAGCUAAAUUGUAACCCUCCAUUCAAGCUGUUUAAUGUUGGCAUUUAAAGGUUUAUUGAUACAUUUAGAUCUUUCUGUUUUGACACUAAAGAUUUAUUUGGUCUCUGUUUACAGGACCCUGGUAAUGCCAAUCGCUCAUGAGUUCUCACCAGAUGUGGUCUUGGUUUCUGCUGGGUUUGAUGCAGCUGAAGGACACCCGGCUCCUCUCGGAGGAUACAAAGUGACCGCAAAGUGUAAGCAUAUUGGGGUGAAUUUAAAAUGUUGUGAAUCCCAGAAUGUUUUUUAGCUCAUGUCAGGCUUGUGAAAUCACAUUUUGUUUUUAACAUUAUUCAUAUCUCUUGCACUUGUAGUUCUUUGUGUGGGAUGGCACUGGGGAGUUUAUUCAAUAAGCAGUGACUUCCUAGACAAUUCUUAAUCACUGUAGACAUAGCUUGGCUACUUUACAUUUUGAUAAUCAGAUUUCAGCCCACUACUGUUCUGUGUUUAGUGUAAAAAAGUCAGAACAUUUUCUUGGCUUCCGGAUUGAUUACUCUACAUUGAGAGUUAAAGCCCAAAGUGAAGCUAUGUCGAAUUAAAAAGUAUACAUUAUGAAAAGACUUAUUAUUCCAAAUACUCUAGGCUGCAGUUCUUGUACCAAAGUGAGUGUGUGUGUAUCUCUCUUGACAUUAUCACAAUAAUAGUUAGCGUGCAAAAUAAAGAUUGUCUUGACGUACACAGAUUUUGUAAUUCAGUGAAAAUAAGAGGAAAAUUAAAAACCUUAUUUUCCCUUGCUUUUCUCUCCCCUGUCUGUUUUGUUUUGUCAGAAUGACUGUAAUGAACACACACAGAAAUUAAUAAAUGAGGCUUGUACGUGUGCACCACUGUUACUUAAAGUAAACUCCAAACAUUAGAAUUAUUACAUCCCACUUUAGUAGUUGUGAUGCUAGGCGUACCCUGACAUUGUUCUCCAGUAACGGAGAAAACCAUUUUAUAAUGGGUUCUGCCUGGCACCGAGUCUCCAGUCCUGCCAGGUGUCAUUCAUUUGGCUUUUGCAUAGCUGCUAAAACAGCUAUGAAAUCUUGCCAGUCCCUUAUUGGCUGAAAGCAUCAGCUGAGCGCACCUGUGCUAGGAAUAUGCAUAGAAUUAUCAUUAGCCAGCUCAGAAUUCUAAUUACGGGCUGGCUAAGUGACGUACCACUAACUCUGCUAGUGGUGGAGUUACACCUCUGACUGCAACAUUAAAUAUUUCCUAUUAAAAUAUCAUACUGGAACGUUGCCAUAUAGACUCCAAGCACCAUGACCACUUCAAAACACUUAAGGGGUCAUGGUUCUUGGAGUAACCCUAUAAAUUCCCUUGAGGUGAACAUGUUGCUGUAUGGCUGUAGUGUGCAUGGGUCAGAGGAUCCCAUUCAUAUCUAUGGGGAAUGCACUUGUGUGCUACUUUUCUAAUAGACGUUGACUGGAAAUCAGAGAAGGCCUGAGAUCUUCUAUUCAUUUCAUAACUGGAAAGGAUGUCACUGGAGCCUAGAGAGAAAUACUUCCUUGAAUAAUUUCCUUUUAAAUAAAUACAUAUAUUUUGAAUGUGUUUGAAAUAUAAAGCAUUAAAACAGGCAUUACAUAUGCUCAUUUUUGUUUUUCCUCCUUGAAUAAAACGUAAUUAUUGUGCGCUUUCUCAUUAAGGCUUUGGUCACAUGACACGUCAGCUUAUGAGUUUGGCUGGUGGACGAGUGGUACUUGCUCUGGAAGGCGGCCAUGACUUGACAUCAAUAUGUGAUGCUUCCGAGGCCUGUGUAUCUGCUCUCUUGGGAAAUGAGGUAUAAUUAUAAUGUGCUAUUUAUUGUGAAUAUCACAACUGUGCCUUGCUUUUUUUCUACCUGAUUAAUAAGCAUAAUAUACCCUCAAAAUAUACUAAUAGUAAUUGUUUUGCAAAAAACAACAACAAUUUAUUCAGUAACCUGCUCUUCUCCCCCAAUUAUUAAAUAGCAAAAACAUGGGGGGAAAAAGCAAAAUAUAAAGGUUUUUUUUUAAACUACAGUAUACAUGACCAUAAUGUGCUGUCAAAUAAAUCUUUGUUCCCAAACAUAUUUUUUUUUCUUUCUUACAAUAUGUGUAUGUGCUACAAUCUGUUACGUAUUAGCAUCUGACAUGUAAAGAAUAAACAGGUAACGGUUUUAAAAAGAUGGGUUUUUUUAACAAAGUCUCCUCUUUUACCAGCUGGAUCCUCUAUCUGAAGAAACAUUACGGCAACGACCCAACCCAAAUGCUGUGCGUUCAUUAGAAACAUGCAUUCAAGUCCAAAGUAAGUUCUUGUAGGGGGGUAAGACUCUAAAGGGUGGGUGCAUGUUUUUCGAAAGAGAAGCAUUUUCGCCAGAUAGAUCAGCCUGCCACGCAGUGCUCAGCAAUAUAAUGCGUGGCAGGCCAUUCCAGCUGGGAAGCACAGAAGGACUUUUCUACAUCAAUACAAAUCUGGAAGACAUAACUUCAAAGGGCUUGUCACAAGGCUCCCUGAGUGAUAAAUCAGUCACAAAUGUUGCCGGGAUUUCAUUUCAAUUAAUACCAGAACUUAAUGAGCAUUCAGCAGCUAUAGAAUGAUCUCAAAAAUAUGUAUAGAGUAGCCAAUUUGGCCAGGAUUGCUAAAAGCUUUCAGCAGGUCCCUGUAACUAUUCAAACCGCACAGCCCCCUUCCCCCCAUGCUUGCUGUGAUCGCCUUUGUAAGCAAGGAUGAUAUGGAUGUUAUGGUUGAGUGAAUUAAACUAGGUCAAUUUGUUUUUAUUGUUUCUUCAUCUACAGUGCAAGUUCUCAAAUGCAUUCGUUUCCAAAUCCAGAUUCAACCACUAUUGGCCUGUCCGUCCAUACCGUGAAAUGGCUUUCCUUAAUCAAAACUGCGUAAUUAGAUUUAAUCCGCUAAUUAUGCAGAUGUCUCUGACAACUAAGCCUCGAGGUCCAAGUAGUCUCCUCUGCUCAUCCUUUGCCUAAACCUCUGGCUCUAUAGAUGCUAAAAGCUCCUAGACAGGCUUAACAAAAUUAUCAUUACUUAGCCCUCCAUGUCUUGCUCACUUGUCAUCUAUAGCCUCAUUAACAAUUUCCCUUAUUUAUUCACUGCCUAGUCUAUGGGAUUUGUGACAUAUAUAUAUAUAAACUGCCACACAAACAGGUGGAGUGCUUGCCAUGCUUCAUCUCCUGCCUUAAGCAAAGUAGAACAUUCUAAAGUCAAGUAUGAUUAAAUACAGACCGUAAUCUGGAUAUCCGUAAGGAUGAUGUACUCCAAGUGGGAAUGUCACCUUGCUGUAAUUGCCCUCUGUAUAUUUUAUUGGCUGACAGAUAAAACCUUUGUCUAAUCAUGUUUUUGCUCAAGGUCUGAUGGAAUUUGGAGUCUAUAGACAAGCCGUUACUCAGAAAUUGCUUUUGUUUGCAGAUAGUGAUGGUUAGUGUGAGAGUUAAAGCUGUGAAGAAAUGUUUCUUAGUCCAUAGCUUGAUUGUAUGUAAGUAGAACAUUAGCUAUAUGACAUUCCUUGAGAGUAGCAUUUCUCAAUUGACUUAUAUCACAGAGUUAUAUAAUUUAUUUUCAUUUGACCAUCAAUGAUCUUUGGGCUUUGGGAAAUGAUUCCAUAACAUUUGCACAAGAACAAUAACUACAGUAAGUGGGGCAUGUUAUGACUGAAGUUUUUAUUACAGGUAAAUACUGGGCAUCUGUCAAACGAUUUGCAUCCAAGGUUGGCUACUCAUUUCUGGAAGCAAAGCAUGAUAAAGACGAGGUGGAGACCGUGACUGCCUUAGCAUCUCUGUCUGUCGGUAGGGGUUCUAUGGCUGCUGCUGGGAACAGGUAAAGAGACAUCUGUUUUUUUAGUUCUGAUUAGUGUAAACCUCGUCAAUGAGAGGAACCUCUUUUCUACCUCUGUGCUUUUCUGCUUUACCAGAAAUGAUGUAAUAAUAUAUUUGUUUUAACUGUUUGAUUACCUGAUAUGUGUAAUGGGCCAAUAUAGUACAAACAUGGUUAAACAGUAACUUUUAGCACUCACUACGAAAAUUAAAUAUUUGUGGAAUUCAUUUGAGCUCAUAAAUUGUUAUUGAUGAGAUUCCAUAUUUAUUAUAUAAACAAAAAAAUAAUGUGAUAUGGUGUGACAUUUGCAGUUCCAUUUAUAGAUUAAAUGUGUAGGUUUAAUGAGGCAUGUCACAGUUAAGGCCCUCAGUUUGUUCCGCACUCAGAUAAUGUUAUUUUGUAACCUAUUUCAAGUUUGUUUAGCAUUCCCAAAACAUGGUUAUUUGUGUCUCAUUUAAAGUUAUUCCUUGCUGAAGCUGACCCAAAUGCUGGUCUUCUCAUUGCCCUGAUAUGGAGUGCUGCACAUAUCACAUAAUGGUCUGUUCAGGAAGGGGGUCAGUCGGCUUUUAGUGUGUGAGAGUGUAGAGUGAUCCAGCCAUAAGUAUUUGUCUUUGUUUCUAUUUACCUUUGCAAGUAACUUCAUUUAUUUUAUUUUAGUAGUGAAACUACUAGCAUCUGUGUCUGCCUUUCCAUUUUCUGUGUUCAUGGACUGAUCUCUGUUUCUCAGUCUGUAUGCUUUUUAUUUUUUUAACCCUCCCAAAAGUUAGGGAGCACCCAGAGAAAUAGUUUUGCAAAGAUGUGGUAAAAAACAAAGCCAAAGACCUUGCAAUUAAUAUCCAUCUUUCUUUUCACAGUGUUCCUCACGAAGAACCAAUGGAAGAAGACACGCCAAUGAGUCUAUGA